GAGGUCUGUGAUGCUUCAGGAGAGGAUGAACGCUGAGGGGAGGAGAGAAAGAGGAAGGGGAGGAGGAAAGAAAACUUGCAGGCACCGCCUGUCAGAUUCUCAGCAGAUCUCAGCAAUUUAUCACAGCCCCGCAUCUAACCCUAAACUGUCUGUAAGUGGAUCAUCCGGGCAGACUGUUUACACAGAGGCUGCAGAGCUGCUCCUGCGCCGUGGACUUUACGCACAGGGAGUUGGUCCGCUGCUGAUGCUGGGGAGAUAAAAACCCUUUAUCUCCCAUCUUCUCUUAUCGCCAUCUCUUCUUUUCUCUUCCCCUCUUGUUCGCAACUGAGUCGACACCGGUGGCUUAUUAUUGGACGCGCUGGAUGGCUGCUGCACUCAGCGAACCGGCGUGAAUCUCUCUAUCAUCAUCUUCACCAUCUUUCUCUGCCUCUGAGCCCCUAAAACAAACCAGCAACUACAGCAACAAUGACAGACCCGGCGACCCAGGAGUCCUACCCUGUCCCAGACCCGACUAUUGUGGAUCCUUGCCCGGCCCCUGUGCGGAACGGCCAGUGCGCCCCAGAUGGCUUCACCAACAACCACCACCAGCAGGUCAAAACCCCCAGCCAGCCCGAGGCGUUAAACACGGACCAGGAGAUGAAAAUCACAGACAGCGUGGAGGGAGAAGGUAACUUUAUCCAUCUUUGUCUUGUUUUUAAAACUUAUAGACGAGCAUGGGAAUGUGUGUGUGGGUGUGUGUGUCUGUUAGGAGGCUGGCUGGGAGGAUGGGAGGGGUAUUUUUACCCGUUAGAGGUAUUUUUAGUCUGCUCUCAUUUGAAUAAUUUAUGACAGUCCUACAUCAGCAAGAUCCAUGUUGCAGUGGAAAAGUUGAAUUCAAUAAUUGAAUCAUUGUUAAAUUGAUUAUAGCUCCCAAAGCCAUUCAUUCAUCCGUUCAUUCAGCUCAGUUUUGAUGCAUACUCUGCCUCUGAGGUCAAAAUCUCUGAUCAGUUAUUCCUGACAACAUGCAGCCAGAGGCAGUCAGUCCCAGAGUCACAGUCAGGUUUCAAAGCUAGAUUUUGGUACCAGCCACAUGCAAACCUCACUAACCCCCCACUUUUGAACCUGUGCUUGGUUUAACAAACCAGUGUGGGGAAUUCUGCUAAUAAAUCCCAGUCAUAAUUUAUGCAAAAAUGCACAAAAGCAGCGAGGCAAAACAUUCCACCAAACAAUUGGAUCUCUGUUGUAAUAGUCUGUGACAUGAAGAGUUUAUAGGGUACGAUUUCAGGGAGUAGUAACAUCAAGUAAACUAAACUGUGUGGCCUGAUUAUACUCAUAAGAUGAGUUAUGCUUUCUAUGACAAAAAUGAAACAAUUACUGAAAAAAAUUAAAUGUACUGACUUCUCAUCCACUAAAAAAAUGAGUAUCCUUGGGCUCUGCUAGUCAUGCUGACGUAUUUAGACAUGUUACUGCUUGUGAAGUUGAAGCUAUUGGAGAAAUUAGACUUGUAUAUUGUAGAAAGCUUUAUUUUUUCUUCUCCCUUUUCUAAUUUUUUUCUUAAUUAUUGCAUUUAUUUAAGUUCUUAAUAUUAGGACCCUUAUUGUUAUAACUGCAUUUUUGCACUUUUUGUCUUGUCUGUGAUGCUGCUGUGACAAAAAAAUUUCCCCCAUGGGGGAUCAAUAAAGGAAUAUUCUAUUCUAUUCUAUUCUAUUCUAAAGGGAUAUUCUGGCAUAAAAUUAAGUUAGUGUUACCCACUCUCUUCCAGCAGCCGCUUGUUUGUACAGAGACCUCAGGUGAGUCCAUUACCGCAGCGGGGUGACGCAGCUGAAGGAAGAAUAUUUAUGAUCAUAUCGUAAUGGAAAUGUAAUCAGACCGAGACACUGAGGCAGAAGAACUCCUGCUUCCACAGUGCAAAAUGAUUAAUAUUAUGAUUAUUACUUCAAGGAAAUGAUGAAGUAAUAAUCAUAAAUGUUCUUCCUUGAGCUGCGUCACCCUGCUGCAGUAAUGGACUCGCCUGAGGUCUGUGUACAAACAUGCAGCUGCUUGAAGAGAGUAGGUGAGAUGUGUUUGGUCUCUUUGCCAAAGAAAUUAGGCAAAGUGAAAAAGAUGUUUGGUGGCUAGUACUAUGUCUUAGACCCUAUAUGUACUGUUGAUGAAGUUAGGUGCUGUUCUGAGUAUUAUUUGUGGCUAUAGAGUGGCUUUUUGGCUGAGUGUGCGGCUCGCCGGGACCGCUGUGUAUUGCUAUUGUGCCGUCGUAACUAAAGUUGGUAUAACUAGAGAAGCGAGCGGUCAACUCUGUGUUACGGUGUGUUUGACCCUAAAUUAAUUUUACGCCCUUUAAGAUGUUGUGAAUACUGUAAGAAUGAUGAUCUCUUCUCAUAAACGUAGCGAAAACCACCCCAAUUUGAAGGUAUAAGUAAUAUCUACCUUCCUCCUAAUAUCUACCUCCUAAAGAUGGAUGAUAGAUCAAUAAAUAUCCUUUAUUCUGUUUUUCAGCUUAUUUAAAAUAUAUAUCAGUGAAGGAUAUUUAAAACCCAUUACUCAAUGACUUUCAGAUAUAGGCCAAAGAUAUAUAAUAAGUCUCAUAGUGGACAGGUUUGAAAAAAGAUUAAAAAAUAGGCAAAAUUUGGCUCUUACAUCACUAAAGCAACUCAGAACAAUCUUUAAUAGAGAUUUUAUACUUUCACAUUUAGAUGUUCAAACUUCUUAUUUUUGAAUAUAGUCUCAAAAUCAUUUUGGAAGCCAGACUUGAAUCAGUGUUGCCAUUAUUCUUCAGUGAUAACAGGGUGGGUCGCACUCAUUCUCAAUAGCAUAGAGAUUCAUAGAUGAGAAAUUAGCGGAAUGCCCCUUUAAUAGCACUGAAUCACCUGCCUUACAUUGCGAUUGUGAUGUCAGGUGAGGUAAUGAAUGAAAACACUACUCACAGACACAGUUAAGGUUAUGAGCAGGCAUCAAGGAGGACUUAACAAAGCUAGAAACAGAUGUAAAAGUAGUGAUCUGAAGAUAAACACACACACACACACACACAUAUUUCAGCACAAUAUAAUAUAUUUCACACAUUCACAGGCGUCUUGUCUGCCUUCCUCCUCCGCUUUCCUCCCUUCUCUCUUAUUUGCAUAAAAAUUGCUGCCAUAGCCGUCUCCUAUGCUGCUUAUCUUGUGUUUCUAUUUGUCUAUCUGUCUUUAAAGAUGAUGUUGAACAGUGAGAGCGUUUAAAACAAAGGCAGCGUUAAGGGUGAAGUACCCAGGCUUCAGCUCCUAGUUUUGUGCUCAGUCAUGUGUUUCCUGGUUUCUUCACUCUCCUAAUACUUGUGGAAAGCGUAUGGUCUCAUUAGGGCCGAUGUCAGAUACUUUUUCUAAAGAAAUCCGUGACAGAAAAAGCUGAAGAAGGACACACAAACAGCACAACGCAGCCCCGUGCCCGUGUGUGUGUUACGUUGGGAUGCAUAAGGAGAUGUCGAGCACAUGCCUCUCUGUCUGAUCCCUCAGCCAGUGAUCAUGUGAGCAAAGUGAUUUAAGCAUGCUGUCUCACUUCCCCCUCUGCCAUACACACACACACAAACACACACACACAGAGGCCACUGGUUGCUGUAAUAGUUUUAACAAAUUGCUGUUUCUCUCAGUAACAAAGUCAACAGCAUGAAAACAAGGAAAACAGUUUGUUAUUCAUGAGUGAAGGGAUCAUAACUCAGUUGAAAACUAUGAUUAUGUCCACAUUAAGAUAUGUAGAUUAACCAUGUCGAUGCAGAGGUUAGAGGAGGUGGUGUGCAAUCGGGUCAUCUGUCAGAUUUUAUACACUCUUUAAAACGAGCUGCUUCUCUAAGAAAUAAUGUGACUAUCUUUUCACAUUCAUGCUGUCUGUCACAGCCAAUGAGUACAACAGCAUACAAUCUGAACUGACCUUGUACCUUCUGAAGGUGUAGAUCUACACUGAGGCUCAUUAACAGGAGUCUGCAUUUUCCCUUUCACAUUAAAAAACACACACACAAGGUUACAUGAAUAUUUCAAAAAUACUGUUUAUAGUUGAGAAAACACUAAGAACUGAGCAGAAUUUAUUCAGCACAGUUUAACAAUGUUGAAUUCAUGUGUGGAGGGUGGCAGAGCUAGCACCAUUUGAGCCUAUCAUCUCACCCUGGUCAGUGACACCAGCUGUCACAGAGUGCAUUAUUGGGCAGAGUACAAAUACAUGUGUAUUUGACUCAGGACAGUGUUAAAUUGGCAUUAGCUUCUCUGUUACACAUUAAAAACACAACAAACAGAGGAAAAGGCUGCAGCACCGAAGCAUCAAACUGUGAAAAAAGGCCAUAAAUACACAGAGAUUUCAGCUUUUUGGCAUCUUUUGUAUUCAUAGUAUGUCUUGCUUUCUCAAUAUCACAUUUCAGAGAACAGUUUAUGUCCAGUAUUCACAUUCUUAGUCCAGCAGCUGGGUAGCAUUGUGAAUCAUACACCCUCCUGUGAGAAGAGCUGCAAUCACAGCAGCGUUGCCUUGAGUCUGAUAAACACUCUGUAUUGAGUGCACACCAGCGUCAUGAGUCUCAUACAGCAGAGCCUGUGGUUGAGAUUAUAUGUGAGUUUGUUUUAGUAUUAGCAGGUAAAAAAAAGAAUCAAGAUUGACUGUAUUGGGAGGUUUAACUUAACUCCUAAAGUAGGGCUGCAUGAUAUUGGAAAAAACUAACAUUGCAAUUUUUUUCAACCCUGUGAUAUAUAUUGCAGUAUUAAAAAAUGCUGAAAUCUUGAAGACAGUUGACUUGCACUGAUCUUACACUCUAUUAGUGAAUGUUAGUAGAAUGGUUUCUGUCUGUCUUAGAGAUAUUUAUAGUUUGCUUUUAUUGUGCAAGGAUGUUAUUGUGGCGACAGAUGAACACAGAACACGUGUUUGGUCGACAUCAUCCUUGUUAUAACCGAAAUAAUUCCAGAUAACUGACGUUUUUGGUGGUUUUCUCUUGUUCGUUUCUCAUUUUGAAAUCGUUGUUGUUACUGGUGUUGUACCGAGAAUCGUAUGAACCUUGCGCACCACUUAUAGUAGAGUGGUCCAUGAAAAUAAUUCUCGGCGGGCAUGCCUUUACCGGCAGCGCCAGCGACUCACUCCAUGUGCAGGGGCGUGGUUUCCUCCUCUCUGAGCUUGAUUGACGGUUUAUGGGGUAAUCUGAUUGGCAACUAAGUAAAGAAUGAAUGUGAUUGGUGGAUCGCUGCACAGCGCGCGCACAGUCACAUGCAGUGUAUCUUAGUCAGCUACCCUUGAAAUUAAAUGAGUUCAUUCCUCUGACAUCGCAGGCUCUGCAAUGUGACUGUUGCGCACACGUACAUCGCGAUGACGACACUCAAACGAUAUAUCGUGCAGCCCUAUCCUGAUGUGUGCUUUAGUGUUCCACCAAUCUAUGUGGAUGUGCUCAGAAACUGUGCAGCAUAAACAUAAGCUAUAGCUACAUCUUAUGUUUGGGUGACCAUGAGAUCUGUGCCUCCUUUUGAACUUCACCACAAAUUCACAGUCAUUUCGAUUCAUUCUUUCUCUCUUAAUCACCAGACGUGUGAUUUCUUUUGACUUUCUGUCCAGUUCAGAGAAAUCUGAGGGGAUUUCACAUCAGCUGGACCGAUGGGUCUGCGAGGUUUUUUGCCAUGAGCGUGUGCCACGAUGACGAAAGGUUCUGUUUGUGGUGUGUCAACGAAUUGCUCAUGUUUUAAUGACUUUAGAGUGAGGAGUAAUAAAUUAUGAAGUCAGGGCUGCUAAGUAUGCACCACAUUAAGACGUCAAGUUAACUCCUCGAGGAGAUUUGCUCAGUAAAGCUACAAGCUGCUUACAGUAUUUGGCAGAUUUCUUAAGUGAUUUUAUUCAAACUCGAUGCUUUCCAUGGUUUUACACAGAUGUUGGCUGCAGAGGUUGUACGUUUAGACACUAAACGUGUUAUUCAACAGAUGUGUGGGUUUGCGUACAAAGUCGUGUCUGAAAGCUAGAAGUUUCCUAGAACGGACAAAAGCCAUUUCAAGAGUCACACGGCUUAGUGAGCAAACUCUGGCAGUCAGUCAAAAACGGUUGGCAGUGCUCGCUGGUGAGAAGCUGUUGAGGGAUCAUAUCCUAGUAACAGCACCAUUUCCCACUGGAUGCCCUGUCUGCAUUGUCUCAUUCUGUCUACACCCACUCCAGACAAACAGCAGAAGAAGUCAAUAACAUGAUGGAUUCAGGGUGAAAAUACCAGCAAUAGAAAGGGGAGGAUAAUCAGAGGAAGCUGACGUGAGGAUUUUGGCUUUUUUUAUUACAUCUUUGCAGGGUUUAUAUUGUGAGCACUAAAAGGUGUUAUCAUUUUACCUUGGAAUGUGGCUUCUCCAGCAGAUUUUACAAUAAGACAGACGCUGUGGUGACUGAUCUGACAGGCAAAGGUCAGCUCUCAAGUCAUGAAGGUUACUUCUCUGUCGCAUUCAGCUGACAAAAAGGGCAAUGUUUGAAUGACAGUUCUCGGAAACCUGUAAUAGUGGAGAUUUUUGGAUCUAGGAGAAAAAUCCAAAAGCUAGAAAUCGAUACAACCUCCACCUCAGGGACUGACAGCCAGGAUAGCCUUGCCCUCUGCUGCUUUGAUUUCUUACUGUCCUGAAUGGGUGCCUCAAAUUCAUGGAUGUGCAGCACAAAACCUCUGCAGUUCUCCUCAGACUCCUAACUCGGUACAAGCAUGUGACUUCUACCGCUCGCUAUUAGCUGUUCUUUCUGGCACAAUUCCCACCACAACAAAAACUGCAACACACACACAACCACACAGGGACGUCUCUGUGGCCCACAUUCAUGCAACCUCUCACCCUGAGACUUCUUGGCCUGCAAGAUGAGUCACAUUAUACUGUUUCUAAACAUAUUUUGUAGUUUUAUUUUGCUCUGCAUCAGGUGAUUGAUCACAAUAUUUGUGCCGAGUGCAAACCAGCUGAUUAUGAGAUGCCAUAACUUAUACUUGCAAAGAGAGAGAGAAGCCCAGUCAGUCUUGCAAAUCAAAUGAUGUGACUACCAGACAAAUGUUAUAAUGAUGAAUCAAAAUAAAAAAAAGGACCCAGUUCAGUAAGUUUCACUUGGAAGAAGAAGGGAGAUUCCUUUAUAACUCUGCAAAACAAAAAUAAAGACACUAGAUAGCCCAUCCUUCGCCCCUUAGGUGUGUAAAAUCUUCUUCAGAAUACUUUUAUUAGAUCGUUAACCUUCUCAGUCUGUCUCAAAAGGUCCAAAGGUUUAAAAAAAGUCUUGUUUUACCUCUAAUUAGUUCCCAUUUCUCCCUGUUUUGUGUCUCCAGACAUUUCACAGGCGACUAUGACGAUAUGAUACUCAGGAAAAAAAACGGAUUGAAUGACAACGGACAACAUUUAAAGCUCUUUCGGGUGGGAAGGUUCAGGGUUAUAAAUAUUGCAUGAAUCUGCAGGGCUUCACCACAUAACAGUGGAAGAGCUGGAGGCUGUUUUGUCUGUGACUUCAGGGGAAAACUUCUCCCAGAAAAAUAAGACAGAGUGUUGAGGAAAUGUAUGCUAAUUGUAUAACUGAGCAAGGGAAGUGUGCCUUAAAUAGACGCUGAGGUGAUAGCAGACGCCUGCAGAUUUCCAAAUGAAGUGUUUCAAAAGAUUUUCUGUGUCAUAUUUGGUGAACCUGAUGUACUUUGAUGGUUUAAUUUAAUAUCUUUGUGGAGCUGUUUUUGUGCAGUAGCUGUAUGUGCCCAGCCCUGCUGCAGUGACACUAGAGUGCUUCAUUUAAGCCUGUGAAGGUCAGUAAGGAAAGUUAAACCUGACUCACUGACUCUGAGCCAUGCAUCAACACUUAGCUGUAAUCUGCGGUAUAACAAGGGUCCCCUCAGGCAUCACGCUGUGUUUGGAGGUAAAACUCAGAUGGUUCAAGACUCUCUUAGGAGGCUGCAGAGAACUCUGAAAAUGAAAGAUACACAGAGAUAGAUAUAUUAAUAUCCAAAACAGAAAAUUAGAAGGUCUUUUGGGGGACUUUUCAGACCAGUUCAUGGAGUAUUUAUGUAGGCCUUAUAGGACAGGACCUCUGACCACCUGUUGCAAGUGAUAGACAACGAGCCAAGACUGCAAACAGGUCAAUUUAGCAUGCUGACUCUUCUACUUCAGAGUCAUGGCAGCAUAUGUUGCUCUUAAACCCACUCAUUUAGCAUUGACGCUGCAUGUGUAAACUGGUCACGCCAUGUGCCUCCAAAUCAUCAGGGAUGCUUUUGAGCUUUGUGCAGACACAAGCUGGGUGGUCCCUCCCUUCUGUAGAGCAGAGGAUAUCGUGUCUAUGAUCUACAUAACAGUCAGAUUUUGAUGUUUUAGACUACAAGACAUUUUUUCCUCUUCACCUUAGUCCAUUUUUGAAUGGCUUGGGCCCAGAGUUUCCAGCAUCAAUCCUCUUUUCAUACAGAUUUAACUUAAAUUUGUCAACGUAGCAACUAACUGUGUUUACAGACUGAUUUCCACUUCAGAGUCUUGUCUGUUUUUAAUGGAGUGCUGUCUCAGGGCCUGAAGGUCAAAGCCACCACUUACUGGCCUCACCCCCUCUGAACAGCGUCUCUGAAUUCUUUAUGAAAUCCUCAAAUCCUUAGCAAUUAAGUGCAAACUGCUGGACUAUUUCCUUACCCAGUCACUAACAGAUGGAUGAACCUCUUCUAUUUACAUAUGAAAGACAAAACUUUUCAAUGUGUUGUCUUAUUACUAUUUUCAAUCUAAUAUUGGCUCUAAAUGAUUUGCAACCAUCAAAUUUUGUUUUUAUCAAAUUUUUACCCAUCAUCCCAACUUUUAUUAAACUAGGUUUGCACAUCCUUGGUGUCAGGAUUCAGUUUUGUGGUAAAUAAAGUGUCUAUAUGGUCAGUUUUGGAUGAUUUUUGGUGUUUUAUUUCAGUUACCAAAAGCCUUCCUGCCUUGGCUUUUGCUCAAAUAGCGUACUUUGUAACCAGAAUAACACACCCGUUUUCUCAUACUGAUCCAAAAUCCUGGACAAAAGUAUUCAUUCAAAAGGCUUGUCUGAAUAUUGUUUGUGGUCUGUAAAACUGUAUUUCGUCACUUUUACGUCAGACUCUCUCUUUGUACAAAUGAAAAGUGUUACAAAGUGUCAAGUGACCAACUUUCUUCCCUCUAGCUGUCCUCAUAAUCACAAGAUAAAACAUCAUAUGAGAAGAUUAAUAACCCUGAAAAAUAAAUAAAGGAUUGUUCUUUUAACAGAGUGAACAUGUUUCUCUGCAGGUCUUCUGGAGAGCAGCAUGCGCCUGAAACCCCACGAGGCUCAGAGCUACAGGAAGAAGGCUCUCUGGGUGUCCUGGAGCUCCAUCGUGGUCACACUCAUACUGGCUGUGGCAGCUUUCAGUAAGAAUUUAAACACUCAUGCAACGUGGAAGCGAGGUUGAUAUUUUCACUGCUGUCGACGGGGGAUUUGCUGUCGUGAGCAGACUGGUUGUGGCAGUUUGUUUCUCAAUUCCCUGUCUCAGAGAUGAUGUUGUCAUCUAAAAGCCUGUAAUAGCACAAGCAUGUAGUCAGUUUUGCACAGAAUUUGAGGUGGAAUAGAUAUAGACAGUGUGAGUUUCACUGCACUGCAGUGGUUAAGUAAGUGACUGUAGGUAUGGAAAUCAAAAUAUCAUGGAAGCUAUAUUUAAAUCAGUGAGAGUCAGCCCUCAUUGACCCUCAUUUUCACUGUAUACCUGACCAUUAAACCAGCAUGUGAACUGACUAAUAGCGUGCUAGACUUGUUAAACAUCGCGAAGCAAAUUGAUCUUAUCGCUAACAGUGAAGUCGUUGCACAUCUUUGACGGAUGACUCUGGACUCUAAAGAUCGUCUUAUUCAGUCAUAAAGUAAGGCAUAUUAAAACUGUACAUGUGAUAUGUCUCUAACUUGAAAUUAGCUUCACAUCUGAAAUUAAUGUAAGCGGCACGACGACACGUAGCACGAUGAGCCUUUUUACUGGCACUGACCUGAUGGAUGUCAUCUCUCCGGAAAAGCGAAUGAAUGAUUCACAGUGAAUUAGAAGUCAAAGAUAAAAACUUCGGACAUUUACGCAAAGCAACAAAAGAGUCUUUGUUCUUAGACGGUGCUGAACUUUCAAACUUUUUAUUCAGAAAAUUCAGUAAGGCAUGUUGCAUGACAUCAAAUCAAAAUUUAAGUUCAUCAGUUGUGUAAUGUCUAUGGUGUUUGUUGGAUGAAAACAAAAGAUGCGUUUGUGGCUCUUAAGUGGCGUAAAGCUGGAGAAUAUCAAUGCAGAGAUACGGUAUAUGUAGUCGGAGCCAAACUUCUUCUAUUACUCGACUGAUGAUCCAAGUUUAUUAGAAUAAAAACGGAUGAUAGCUCUGAAUUUUAUAAUUCUGUCUGGAACCGUUUCUCUUCCCAAAGCUCAUCUGGAAUUUAUUUUAUGUUUUGACUGACACCCUAAGAGAGAAUAAAGUUUAUUUGUAGACCAACUGAUAAAACUAUUAAAUGAAAAGUGUAGUUUUAAGUAAAAAAUGUCACUUUUUCUUUAUAGGUCAGAGUUUCACACAUUUAUGUUACCAAUAAUUGUGUGUGUGCAGCUUUGGGCAAGGAAAUAUACAUCUACUUUUCCCUUGUGUUGCUAAAGGGUGUCGUAAUCAUUUCAGCACGUGUUCCGUCAUCUUAUGAGAUAGGGGGUGUUAAGUAUGCUCUGUGCUGUUGUGUGUGCAACACAGGAUGUUGCUUUGUCAUCCUAGCUAAGCAGCAGCUUUGAGUCACAAUGUGUCCCAGUGCACUGAAACAUUUUGUCUUCUUUAAAGUGUGCCGACUGAACACAACCCAGCUGAAGUGAUGCAUCUUCAUGGAUUCACACUUAAAAGUAGAAAUGAGAGAAACUGCAAAAUGAAAAAUAAAGAAUAAUCCAGAGGAGGCAUGAAUUUGCAGAAUUUCCCUCUUUGUAAUUCAUAUUAUUCAGAAGAAAGGAAUCCCUCAGACUGAACAACAAUUUUUCAAAAAAUAUAAUACAAUACUGAACCUAGAGUGAUGAUAAAAUCUUCACUUCGCAGUGAAGGAGCCUUUUUGCUUGAGAGUUGUUAGAGCCUCAAAAAAAAUCCUUCAUGUGAAUAAAAAAAACACUUAAUUCAAACAGUUCUUUGAAAAACCUUGACAGUCAAAUUUCUGAUGUGUUUUCCCUGGUUGGUCAUUAAUCUUCCUCUGAUGCUCUAAAAUAACUCUGGAUAUGAUGGGAUUUAUCUACAAUGAUGGUGACAAUGUUAAUGUGACCAAAGUUUGUUUUUGAAGUAGUGCUGAUGACAGUGGUGAUGCACCUGCAGCUGCUAAUGAUGCUGAAAACAAUAGAGAUGAUAAUGAGUAUGAGAUGUACAUGAUAAUGCUGCUGCUGAUGGCAAACUUAAUAAUGCUGUUGGUAAUUAUGACAACAGUAAUAAGGAUGAAGAUUAAGGAAUGGCAGUGAUGAGAAUGAUGUAAAAUGUAGUCAUUAUGGUUGAAAUGAUGGUGAUUAGGUUAAUAAUUCUAAUGAUAAUGAUGACAAUGAAGAUGACAAUAAUAAUGAUGACAAUGAAGAUGACAAUAAUAAUGAUGAGAAUGAAGAUGAUAAUGAUGAUGAGGGUAAUGAUGAUAAUGAUGGUGAUGAUGAUGUUGAUGGUAAUGAUGAUAAUGGUAAUGAUGAUGAUGGUGAUGCUGAAAAUGAUGGUGUUGAUUAUGAUGGUAAUGAUGAUGAUGAUGAUAGUGAUGGUGAUGAUGGGUAUGAAUAUGAUAAUGAAGAUGAUGGUGACAAUGGUGAUAACGAUGAUGGUGAUAAUGGCGAUGGUAAUGAUGAUGGAAAAGAUGAUGAUGAUGAUGAUGAUAACGACGAUGCUAAUGAUGAUGACACUAGAAAUGAUGAUGGUGAUGACGAUGGUUAUGAUGAUUGUGAUGGUGGUAAUGAUGAUGAUGAUAGAAAUGAUGAUGUGAUGGUGAUGAAAAUGAUGAUGGUAAUGAUGAUGAUGAUGAUGGUGAUGAUGGUAAUGAUGAUGAUGGUGAUGAUGAUGAUGAUGGUAAUGAUGGUAAUGAUGGUAAUGAUGAUGAUAAUUGAAAUGAUGAUGGUGAUGAAAAUCAUGAUGAUGGUGAUGGUGGUGAUGCUGGUGAUAGUAAUGAUGACUUUGAUGAUGGUGAUGGUUAUGGUAGUGAUGAGAACAAUAAUGAUGAUCAUGAAAGAAAGGGCAUAAAUGUUGGUAUAGAUGGUGAUGAUGACAAUGAUGAUGAUCUUGAUGACAGUGAUGAUGACGGUGAUGAAGUUAUCAUUCUGUGUCUGAAAUAUCAGACUGAUAACAUAUGACACUAUUUCUCUUUUUAAACUUGCUAUGAAACGGCAAUAUAAACAGUUGAAAUCAAUGGAGCCUGUAGGGGAUACAUAACCUUUAGUUUGUGUUUGACACUGGUUGAUUCAUAUCUCUAACUCCUUUAGGACAAACCAGUGCAGGAAAUCAAUUGGAGACAGGCUAUUAAGUAUAAAAAUAUUGAGUCCUCUGCUGCGUGUGUGACUAAUUCCAACAAGACUUGAGCACUAGAUGAUCCACAACAGGAAACUCUGAAAGCUGAGGGAAAUGUUCAAGUUAAGAAAGGUUUAAUAAAGGUGUAGAAACACUCCCCAGUCAGGCAUAACUACAGCCUGUAGUGAUUAAUGAUAGUUUGACAAUAUAGAAUGAAUGCGAAGCUCCAGACACGUGCCUUCUUGGAGAGAAGAGCAGAGGGAGCAGGGUGAGUGAAAGACAGAUGGAUCUGGAGGUGUGAAGUGAGGCUCAGAAAGGUGGGCAGAUACCACGGGAUGAGGCAGGAUGAGUCCUGGCAGGCAGCGUUGGGAAUGGGGUGGUUGUGAUGGCUCAACUUGAAAGAACACCAGCGUGCAGUUUCCUUCCGUCUGUGCCCUAGUUUCUCUCCAGCAACUCUCGCCAUCCUCCGAGUUUUAUCUCCAUCAUCCGGUCAGCAUGUUUCCUUACCCUUUACUUUCUUUACCUCCUCUUUACGUGCUCUCCCACCAUACUCAUCCCUCUGUGCCCCGCUUUAUCUUCUCUGUGCUUCUUUAUCGUUUUUCCUGUGUCUGACCUUCAGCAGUGUUUAACAUUUAGCACGAAAAAGGGUUCAAGACGGAUCCUUUCUCCACUUUACUCUCUAUCGUAUAGGCUUUUAAAUGUCUGGAUCGUCUGAGAGGCUGUCUUUUGUGCUCUCUUGGCUGUUUUUUCACCUGUGAAAGCGAUAUAAGUCUUCUCCACUAGAUAAACUCAAAAAGGUACAAACGUGUAUGUUAUUUGUACAACUGCCUUUAAACUGUCAAACAGAAACAUCUUUUUUGCUCUCUUGGCUUGAUAAACGAAGAACAACACAAGCUUAUAUCACAGUUUUGUGAUGUGUUGAUCAGUGAGAAACCUAAGCACACAGAAACACUGAUCUUUUCCAGGAUGAUAGGAUAAAUAAAGAGCUCUUUACAUACUUUUUAAAUAUACAUGACUCGUGAAAAACUUAAAAAGCAGCUUCUACCUUAAUUUCCUGCUUUGCUAUAAUAGAAAGAAAAAAUCCUAAGUGAUUCAGCAGCAGACACUACCGGCCGCCCACAUAUGUUUAUUUCUGUUGUUUAUGCAAAUAAGUGUCUGAGACAACAGACGUGUCCCAAGACAGUUUUCAUGCUGUCGGCAGUUGAUAGUGUUUUAUUUUUUAUUUUUUAUGCAGUCCUGCCAGCCUUCAAUUAUAUUUAAUCUUGACAUUGGCUGUUUUUGAGCAAUAUUUCCUUUUAUUAUCUGUUCACGCAUCUGUAAGAAAAAUAUCAGGAGAAUAGAAAACAGAUGAGAUGAGAUUAAAAAAAACAGGUUAACCACAUAUAGUCAGUGAACUAAAAACUCUUUGUAGUCUGUCUGCUGUCUGUUUGUGACACUUCAAAAUACUUCCAUACGUACAAUAUAUUCAUACACACCUGUUUAUACAUAUAAGCUGUCAUCGCAUGCACAAAUGUAAUCCCUAACUUUCUCUGUAGAUGAAAAUAUGGGCAUAAAACUAUCAAUACUGAAACUUUUAGAGGUAUCUGCUGAUACCGCUAUUAUACCGAUAAUAUGGUGCAUUGUUAAUCAAAUAAGUGAGAAAAAAUCAUUUUCUUUGCAAAAAAAAAAAGGUUAUUUUUUUUCUUUCUCAUGUUUUAUUUACAAUGCAUCAUUUUUUCUGUAUAUCUGCUUGUUUAAAGCAGUAUUUGGCACUGUUGUCAGUAGCCUGUAUUAGGGCUGGGCGAUAUGGCCGCAAAUCAAUAUCACAAUUUAUUGAUCAGUUCACCUCGAUAACGAUAAAUGGACGAUAACUACUCCACAAGCUGCUCACCCCCUCCCACAUUAACUUUGUCUACUUCAACCGCCGCUCCAGCAGCUACAACUUUUGAACCGUCGUCCAUCUCCUCACCUGUCUUUCCCUCUUUGUUUCGGACUGGAUGGGGUGGAGUCACAUCUUCAACGUGGGACAGUGUGUUAAAGGGACAUGAGACCAUAGCCUACCUACACACAUCCACCGAAUAUUACAUGAGCAAAGUGGUGUUGGUUUUUGUCCUAAAUUUCGGUGUUGGUAAAUUUUCGGUUUAUCGCCCAGCCCUAGCCUGUGUGUCAUCUGCAUGCUAGAGUUUAAACCCCUACAAUCCAAACAAGGAUGUAUUUUUCAAGACUGAUCAAUGACUCUUCAUAUCACCAAAACUGUUUCCAGAUUACAAAACUAUUGACAGCAGUUAUUAAAUAUGACUAUAAACACUUUUGAACUAAUCAGAAGACUUUAGGACAAAUGAUACGACAUAAAAGUCACAUGAGAGAGGGAUCUUACUGCACCCCAUCUGCUUCAGUGGAAAUCAUAUGAUUAUUUAUGGAAAAAAACAAAUAUAUCCUUUGAUUUGCAUCAUAUUUGACUUGAGUGUCUUUGUUCUUUUCCUCUGUGGUGAACUGUGAGAUCAAGUGUGCACUUUCUUGUGUGUUUAGAGCCCGUUUCCUAGAAGGAAACCCCCCACCAGCUGUGUAAGUACCUGAAUAAAUAUCGUUCCAUUUUCAGGUAAUGGGAGAUUUCUGCCUUGCAUUACUGUGAUGCAUUUGUACCACGCCUGCUUAGCGACCACAAGAAAAGCUGAUCCAUAUUCAGGGAGGGGAACAGACUGCACAGCAACAAGGAUGGUUCUCAGAUUGCCUCGCAGGCCUUCAUGGAGCAGGCAAUAGGAGCUGGCCUGUGGACUAAUAGGCUGCCGCGCGAUCAAUCAGCAGCACUGCCAACAAGCAUUUAAUGUUUGAGCAAGGGAAGCUCGGGGUGAGGGAGGAGUAACAGAAGGAGGGAUGGAGGGGUGUGGAGGAAAUCUGAAACUGAGCGGGAGAAAAUGGGGCAGGGAAAAGAGAGUAUGAAGUACAAUUGGUAGUUUUUAAUUUAGAUUUAGUCAUUUUCAGAAAUUGUGCAACAAUCAUGAAAACACUGUAAUAAUAUAUGACAUAGUAUGAUAAUAUAAGAGCUCCAGAUUGUCUUCACACAUCUGGAAACAGUGUGCUGAAGACUGCAUCGUACCGUUUUAUCCCUCUAGAUACUCAUAACUGUGUUUAAACAGUAUUCACACUGUUUGUAAUUCGAAGUGUAUUCAUGUUUGCAACACAAAAGUGGAACUGUUGCUGUAAUUGCUGAAGAGUGUGUGCUUGGAGACCUUUAAUUUAAGCACUUAAGUUUCUACCAACUCUAAGGAAACCAUUACAACAUUCAUUUUUUUGUGCUGUUAUUUGCAAACUGGACUGCCUUCAGAGUCGGGCUCAUUAGAACAGAAAGAUCCUAUUUGCUUCCAAAAUGCAUAUUGGAUUCAUGUAGUUGCCAUAGAGCGAGACCAUCUUUGCUCAACGAUGCAUUUUUUACGUUUGUUAGUGCUUUGAGAUUUGUGUUUCUUCUUAUUCUUCUUUUUUUGGUUUAGUGGAGAGAAAAGCCUGUCAGACUUUCUGUGAAUCCUUCCAUGACUGUGUGAGGAUGAAUGUAAAGAAAGUUAUCCAGGGACAACACACGCUGGAUAUGUUAAGAUAGAAAUAAGGCCAGUAAUAGAUGGAAGAGAAAGACACAGUAGGACUUUAGACGGAGAGAAAGAACAUCUCAUUUGGCAAAGACCUCGAUGCACAGACUGCCGCUCGACUCUUUUUUUCUCUCUUUCUCUGUUUCCUGUUUGCUCUGUUCUUCUUUCUGUCUCUGCAGUAGAGCUGUAAUUACACAGAUUUAACCCAGAUACAUAAAGUAAAAGCCCAAUGUAGUUAUAAAUAAAGCAUCUCUCACAUCUAUCUGUGCCAUGUAGGCAGAAUGGGUUGGUCCAUGCUGGAAAAUUAAAGGUAGCGUCACUUUUGCAUUAACCUGCAACUAAACCCUGGACUGACCAGUUUAUACCUCAUGGUUAGGACAUGGUUCAGCGGUUGUAGGUCUGUGUGCAGACUUGGCUUAGUUAACUGAUUAAAUAAAUUAUGCAAUCCAAAUAAAAAUGCUGUAAGGUCAGGCUGCAGGAUGUUUCAAUUUUAAGUGCACUCACACUGGACUCACACCAAGGGCAUGUAAAAUCAUCUACUUGCUUAAUUCAUGAUAAUCUAGCUGUGUGAAUGAAUAGUAUUUACUCGCUUCAAUCGUGCAUCAGCGGUAAUUUCAAUGGUAAUCCCUGCCAAUUCAACCGGUGAGGUUUUUUACAAUUUACCUGGUAAUCCGACCUCCUCCAGGCAAGCUCCUUAUAAUUCAGGUUUUGGUAAUUGAAAGAAAAGGUAUCAUAUAAUUCAAGGCACCUACACACCGAAAUGAUCAAUUUGUCCUCCAUUUUAGAUACCAGUGAACAACCGUCUGUUUUCAUACGUCACCUGGCAACCUUGGUACUGAUUAGUUAUUGCGAUACGAAUAUCCACUCAAGUUGAGACUUUUUCAGCCCACACCCAAUUCGCGUCAUUCGCAUCGCCAGAGUAGAGGGAGUGUCUAAUCGUGUCUUUGCAUUGACUUGACAUGUAAUUCAUUUGUGCGAAUGAUUUUAUUCAUGCUUCGUGUGUGGAGAUAGUCAGAAGUAGGAUUGCCCCCUGCCCAGCCCCCUGAUUGUUUGCACCCACGUUGCUCCAGACUCGAGGCCUGGACAUGAUUAUGUGUAUCACACAGGUGGCUUUCCUUCAUCGUGUAAUGUCCUUAUUUUGCAAGACAGCAGAUAACAGCAAAGGGAACAACAGAAAUGUGGCUGAAAAGAGCAAUUAUUGAUUACCCACUGAGAGACAGAGCACAGAGAGGGAGAUCUCUGAUCAUGUGCUAGUGUUCAGAUUACGGAUUUGUCUAAUUAUUUCACUGUAUGGUAUUUGUUAAUAUGUCUUAUUGCAAUAUAUCCCAUAAGAGUUGGAAAAAGUGCAUUCAUUUGCAUUCUUUGACGUUAAUGCCCAUUUGUGAAGCUAGCACAGUCUGAAUGCCCAGAUGCUAAACUCCGUUAAUGUCUCCUGCUGCAAUUAGGUUUGACUGAGAUGUGUCCAGAAAAAGUCUGAUAUCACAUUAGUACAGCCUUCGUAGCUGGAUGACAACCAACCAUGACUGACUUGAGCUGGCGAGAAAUAAUACCGACUUUAAACUUGUGUAAAAAGUUCUAAAAGUGUCGAUCAGAUGGAGAUAGGUUUUGUUGAAGAGUGAUGAUAGACUACAGCAGGCGAUAAUGAAAACGUCUGUAAGUAAGAAUGAAGAUAACAGGCCAGAGGAUGAUCAUCCAUUGUGCCGUGCUUCUUUAACUCCGUGAUAAAGUGUUGUAAUAUCAGCUUUCAUCUGCGGUCAUUAGCGAGGCGUUUGCCGACUCCUGCUGCUUCCACUUUCUCAUUUGCUGGAUCUGUAAGAAUAACACAGCCGAGGCAAAAAAACAAAUGAUGAAUCGGAGAAGGCAGAGUGUACACAAUAGAGAUGUUUGCAUUCAGCUGUGCAGUGUAUCUGCAGGCCAUCCAUCAUAACCAGACAGCAACGCACUCGUACCAAUAUCCACCCCCUUCUUCUCUUACUCCACCUCUUCGCUCUAAACCUCCGUCCUUGUUGUCCUCCCGCUUUCUUCCCCAUCUCCUCUCCCUUUCAAACCUCCUUGUUCCAGCUUCUGCUCUCCAUCUUCUAUUUCCUCCACUCUCCAUUCCCACUUGAAGGCCCAACCCCACCAUGGCCCCCACCUCCUGUCUGUCUCAAAAUAGAAAACACAAUCAUUUAUUCAUUUGUUUUCCCUUCCUUCCCGCACGUUCUAUUUUUCACCGGUAAAUACCAGGUUGCCAGCAGGGAGAAGUGCUAGACUAUUAGCCUGUGGUGUUAAACUUUGAAAUGAAAAUCAUUUACUUCCUGUUGUUUCUGUGCAAUUAUUUUUAGGGUGCUCUUAGCUCUUUUGUUUUCCCCUUUGUUGCCUUGUCUGUGUUCUCAUUACCAUAAAUACAGUGGGGUGAUUGUUCCUUUAUUUGUGCUCAAACGCUCCGUUUAUAUUUCGGUACUGUUUUCUGGAUGUGUGUCAUUUCCAUAGUUAUGGGCUAAUUCUGGCUACUCUACAGGAAUAAAUCCCCCCACUCAAAUAAGAAUUAUGGCACAUGUCAUUCACAUCUUAUUUCCAAAGAUGUGAGACAAUGAGACUGUCCAAUCUGUCAUCUAAUGUGUGCACAUUCAAUCUUCUAGCUUGUGAAGACUCUAAAUCCACUUCCCUCUAUUUGUGUUUUAAAUCGGUGCACUUAAAUCUAAUCAUAAAUCUUGAGAUAAAUGUACAUCUCCUGUUGUAAUCUGGUCAAAAAUGGAUUUAAAAUCACUGUUUGUUUAUAAGGCAUCAGAAAAUCACUUUUUACCGGGCAGUCUAUCUUUUUACCGGUGGUUUGUUUUCCAUCGGGUCACAUAGGGCAAAGCCAUGAGUCACAACUUUAUGCAUCUUCCCUCAGUGCCUUUAAAAGAUUUAAGGAGACCAGCUCCCCCAGACUCAAAUCCUCCUGAUUCCAGCUGAUUCCAAACCACUGGAGCAGUAAAACCUCUUUUACCCCCUUUUUUGAGUCCCACUUGGGAACAGAUAGAAAAAAAAGUCCUGUGAAUCAACAUAAUUCAGUUAGGAAAGAGCCGUAUGAGAAGGAGGAGAUGGGUUGGAGGUAGGUUGCACAGUGUUCAAAUAUCUAAAUUAUUGGUGGGAAAACACACUGUUAACAUUUUGUUUGCUUGGACUUAUUACCAAGAAUCCACCAACGCUGCACUGUUAUUAUACUUCUUUUCAAAGAAUAAGUCUCUCAAAACUUGCUGCUACCUGUGGCUGCUUAUUAUGUGGACCUUACUUACCCUUACCUAAUACUGAUCAGAAAAAAAUUCACAUGCAGUUUAUGUUUGUGUGGGCGUGAGAGACAAAAGCCUCACUAUGUAGGUCUGUUAUAGUAUGUACAUGUUUGGGAAAAUAAGCAGAGGUAGAAAUCUUCUUCUUCAGGCUUCGGCGCUUGUUUACUUCAGUCUUCAAAGUGCAUUUGCAUUCCUGAGGCACGUAAAUUAACAGGAGUAUACUCGUGACAUACAUCUGCAGGAUUUGAGCACACAUCUUCACCAGCUGUCGUAGCUUCUGUCAGAGCCAUCCAGCAAAAGUUUCCCAUGAGGGGUGUGUUUUUCGUGACUUUUUGUCUUGACACCAUUUGUCAGUUACUACGACACAUUCAAUGUCUGCUGAGCUGCAGAUUUGUUUUCUGGGUUUACUCGGCCAAGGAGGGACUCUGGUUUAUUACAUCCAAUGAAUUUUGUCCUGAUGGCAAGGAUAAAAAAUACGUUACAAUACAGACAUACUGUUAUCUAAAAGAGCAGAUAUUAAACACACAUGAAAUUUUGCACUUAUGUUUGGUGCUAAACUAGUCAUAGAAGAGUCACUUUCCAUGAUAAGUUAGUUCAAAUGUGCAGGAGACAAAGUGAAGCAAGUUUAUUUGUAUAGCACCAGUCAUACACAAGGCAAUUCAAAAUGCUUUACAGAUGCAAGGAAAUAUAUUUGAGAUUGAAAAAAUCUAAAAUCAUUAAGACAUUAAAUGAUUUAAAAUCAAUAAAAUAUUAAAGUGGAAUUUAAAAAUGUGAAAUUGGUUAAAUUGACAGAACGUUGAAAACAUCCACACAAACAUGCAGACAUUCAGAGUGAUAUUUUUUGGGUUUUAUCAACAGCUGUAAUGGUGGUUUAAUAGGGCUGGGCAAUGUUGCAAAUAUUAAGUUAAUGUGGGAGGGGGUGAGCAGCUUGUGGAGUAGUUAUCUUCCAUUUAUCGUUAUCCAGGUAAACUGCUCAAUACUCGAGAAAUAUCAUCACCAACUGUUCAGUAUAUCGUGAUGUUGAUUUGAGGCCAUAUUGCCCAGCCCUAUCUUAUUGCAAUAUAUCCCAUAAGAGUUGGAAAAAGUGCAUUCAUUUGCAUUCUUUGACGUUUAUGCCCAUUUGUAAAGCCAGCACAGUCUGAAUGCCUAGAUGCCAAACUCCAUUAAUGUCUGCUGCUGCAAUUAGGUUUGACUGAGCUAUGUCCAGGAACCGUUUGAUAUCACAUUAGUACAGAUGCAAGGAAAUAAAUUUGAAAUUAAAAAAGAGAGAUUAAAGCUAUUUAAAAUCAUCAAGACAUUAAAUGAUAUAAAAUCAAAAAAUGUUAAAAUGUAAUUAAAAAAUAUUAAAAUAGUUCAAAUUGACAGAACGUUGAAAACAACCACACAAACAUGUAGACAUUCAGAGUGAUAUUUUUUGGGUUUUAUCAACAGCUGUAAUGGUGGUUUAAUAGGGCUGGGCGAUGUUGUAAAAUAUUAAUGGGUUAAUAUCAGUCAAGAUUAAUGAUUAUGUAUAAAUGUAAAAUUGCUGCACUUUCCACUUUAAAAGCAUUUAUUUAUUCUCAGAUAAUGCUCAGAUAAUCACAAGUUCAUAUAUAACUCAUUUGUGCAUUAAUUUAAUCACAUUAUUAGUUAAUCAAGUGUAUCAAUUAUUUAUGUGCUCUUUAAUUCUAGGCACUAUUUAUUUGUUAUCUUCAUUCAUAAUUCACUAAUAAUGUCUAGUAUUAACUGAUUAUAAUAAUUCAUGUGUUCUUCAUAACAUGUUAAUGAUCGUGCUCCACUAAAUCCAGUCACAACACAAUCGUCACUUUGAUAUUGACUGAUUCAAACAGAUGCUGAUCAUGAUUCAACAACAACAACAGUAAAUCUGAUACAGUUGUUUUUCACAAUAAAAGCAUGAGUGACUAUAAUUAGUUUAGUCUCAGGAUUUAUUCUAAACGAUGAAGAUCUUGACAUGUUUAUUUUUAUCUUCUCUGAAGUUUGGCUCAACAUCAGCUCUCAUGGGAAUCCUCAACAGGCCACGCUUAAAAAGUAUCAGCCACACCAAAAACUGGAUCUGAGCACUAAGCUUGUUGCGUAAAUGUCGUCUAAUAGUCUCACAAUCUCUCUGUUUUUACUAUUAUAAUGAUUUUAAAUAAAGUUUAACCCUUCUCUAAUAAGGAUUAUUGCUGAUUUUUUUUUUUACAUGUAACCAAUAAUAGCAGAACACAGCAGCCUCUGAAGUGCUUUAUACUCAAUGAAUAGAGUGAAUUUAUUGCUUGAGCGGCUCCAGGAGGUCACAUGAGGUGAAUUUGCUCCACUAUGCAUGUAAUUCAUCUAUUUUCAAUGAUUGCUGUGAUUCCCUCCAUUACUGAUCUGGAGUGCAGUUUUAAAAUGCCAUGAGCUCCCCCUUCCACUUUUCUGCCAGCUGCUGAAAGAGAAACCCAUCAUUACUUCAAAUCAUCCCUUUUCAGACUAGGUUUCUGUGCUGUGGAGGAUAAUUUGCCCUGAAACCCAACUUAAUAAACACGAAUUGCGGUGAAAUGAUACAGCAAAUCAAAUCUCACAUAUCCCUCUGACAAAGAGCCGUCUAGUACUCCAAAUUUCUGUCUGUGGCCUCACUGGCUACGAUUCCUGGAGGGUUUACACUUAAGUAACAAUGGACAAUGUGAAACACUGACUCAGAAUGGCUCCGCAGAUUUACUACGAACAGGAAUGUUAAUCCUAGAGGUUAAAUAUCUCGUUCUCUGCAUUACUCAAGUAUUGUUAAGUGAAUAGGAUAAUACUUUCCUUUACUACCGCAUGAUUUGAAGGCAUGUGCUGAGACUGUAGUUAACAUUUUACCAGCAAUUACAUAAUGAAUGUCAACUGGUCUGUGUAAGACUUGGUGGCUUCAGCAGCACAGAGCGUUUUUAUAUAUAUAUUUAUAUAUAUGUGUGCACUGCUGGUGACAGAAUGGGGACAAAGGUACAUUACUUACUCAGAGAGGAGUUACAGAAGUGGUGGCUGCUCUGCUGAACCACAACUCGCCAUGAUCUGUAACCUCGACUGUCGUGGAGAUUUUAUGUUGAAAAAUUGUUCAAAAUGAGUCAAUACUUUCAAAGAAACAAUAAAGAUUAUCAGUUUGAUCAUUAGACAUCUUGUCUUUAGUGUAUUUAAUUGAAUUUAGGUCAAAAAGGAGUUCGUUUUACACAACGUCUCAAUUUCAUCUGAACAACAGUAGAAGAAUGCAGCAUGUUGACCUACAUUGAGGGAAGUUUCGAACUGCUAUGAAAUCGAUUUCCCUGAUAAUAGGAUCAGACAGGAAGCAGUCUUUGUAAACAUUUGUGAUUAUCCGGUAUCAUGACCUUUCUGCGUCAUAUGACUUUGGGUGUUUUCCCUCACCGAUUUUAAUUGGAAGAGAUUGAAAGAUGUUUGUUACGCCGACGCUUUCCUGUUGAGACGUUUUAGUUCAAGUUGUUUAUCAAUCAUUAUUUGAAACAUAUGAGGUUGAAGACAAUUCUGUAUUUACCUCAUAUUAUAGUUUGAAGUGGGGUUGGAUGAGACACAAAUUGUGCAAAAACUUACGUGCAUCCAUUAACUGAGACUGGAUCUUUUUUGCCGUAGUUGGUCAAAGUGAAUUACAUGGUAGCCCUGGCCUUCAUUUGUAGCAGUUCGAAAAAGCGCUUUUUGCACGAAGGAUCGAGCCAUUUUCCUCACUGUUGCAGACGCCCUUAUGAUUGAUAUGCAUAUGACACCAUUGUACAAAAACAUACCAUCCUUUUAAAGGAGCUUUUUGAGAGUUGAUAAUGUUCAUAGCGUAUUUUCCUUUUGCAAUGACUUUGUAAAUUCAUAGAGACAGAUAGGGGGGAGAAAAAAGCAAUCAGACUAGUAUUAGAUUGACCUGGUAGGAGGUUUAGACUACCCUGUGUUAGGGCUGGGCAAUAUGGCCUCAAAUCAAUGUCACGAUAUAUUGAGCAGUUCACCUUGAUAACGAUUAAUGGACGAUAACUACUCCACAAGCUGGCUUUCCCUCUUUGUUACGGACUGGAUGGGGUAGAGUCAUGUCUCUGAUGUAGGACAGCGUCUUAAAGGGACAUGAGAGCAUAGCCUACCUACACACAUCCAAAACCAACGUUUACUUAUUUUUUUGACUCCGAAUAUAUUGACAUGGGCAAAAUGACGUCGGUUAUUGUCAUAAAUUUCUGUAUUGGUAAAUUUUUGGUUUAUCGCCCAGCCCUACCCUGUGUUGCACCCUGUACUACCAAUGAUGUAAGAUGACAACUAUCAACUGUCCAGAGAAAUUUACUUUUCACCUCUGUUAUAUUAAACCCUCUUUUUUCAUGUAGCAUAUGUAGUAGUGAAAAUUCAUUGAAACCAAGAAGUUGCACUGCUUUUAUUGUCCUCUUUUGUGCAAACUUGUAGGUCCUGGUUGGUCCUUUUAAAAACUACAAAAGCUAUGUAUCGCACUGCACCAGAAUAACUGUAAUCUGCUCACAGGGAAACGACCGCACAUUACUUGUAUGUGUCAACUAAUUUGUUCAGCCUCUUUACGGAGCCUCGGGGAGUAGCAUUUAAUUAUUUACUAAUACGCAGGGCGAUCAUUUAAAAAGUUUUUGGUCAGAACUUUCCUGCAGAAGUUUUGUAGAUGAUAAUGCAUUGAGGCAUAUGAGAUGGUCGUGCUUGCAGAGUUGCAGUAAUGUAAAAGAUUAUUACUCCGAGCAGUGCCCCCACAUAAGAGCUACGUGUUUUUUAUCUCCACACUGUCAUAAUAAACAGAUUCACUGCGAUUCACACUCUCUCAAACUCCUGUGAGAGCAGCUCUGAGGUUGUCAUCAGUGUUCUUGCUUUCUCACACCAGAUGCCUCAGUCACAUCCCUCCUCCUCCUCCUCUUCGGUACCAUCAGGAUGCAGACUAAUCACACGCAGAUAAACACAAGCAUACAGAUAUAGAUGUUCCAUCCUCACUUGGCAGAUUGUGACGCUGGCUGGAGGUAUUAAUACAUUUCUCAGGGCGCCACAGACAUUUGGAGAAAGAUUAUAACGAAUAAAGGUGUAAUCCUUUACACCUCUGACUUAUCUUGUCCUGAAAAUGCAUUCCUAUCACACCUCUUAGUGUUCAAUCUCAGCCUGAAGUGACUGCACCUCCACCGGGUGUUUGCUUUUGUAUGUGUGUUUGUGCAUCUGUGUGUAAGCCUGGCUUGUGUGUAAAUGUUUGCGCUCUGGCUGUUGUUCUGUAAGUCUGUAUAUGAAAUCUUUAUAAGGCCGGGGAUAAUGUCACAGUUAUAAAUCACAGUCUAAAUGUUUUUCCCUUUUAAGAGUCAUUUUUCUUCCUCUCUAUUAGGCCUGGUCUUUCCCCUCACAACUGUUACUGGAUGGUAGCCAGGCAUGGAAUCAUAAUUAAGUAGAUUUGUGCUUUAUUGAAGUCUUUUGUGUUAUUAUGAGUGUUUGCUAUUCAAGAUGGCAUGACACAGCUAAAGUCUGAACCAGAGGAGAGGAAAUUCAUCGGAGUGUCGCGGAAUUAAAACCAGAUUUAAAGGUGGGGUAGGCAGGAUCUGAGGAAGUGCCCGUUUUUGGGAGAAAUCUUGAAUGUAAAUUCUACCCCUCCAGUUUUCCUCUCCUCUCCCCUCCCUCUCUGCUCCAACAAGCCCCGCCCACAAACAGACGCUCCUGCUGGCUUGUAUCGUUCCAAUUGAAUGCAGAUAAAUACUUCAGAUAAUUACAAAUGGGGCCCAGUCAACGUGAAAGUAAAACGCAUUGGUGCUACUACAGAUGCCAACAGACUACCAGCAAACACAAUGUUUGCAGGACUUCUACAACUAGGAUAAAGUGACAUAGUCCAGGACCCGAGGUCAACAGUUUAGUGGCGCUACAACACGCUACAACAGGUCCCGUUUGACAAGGAACACUUCUGUUACAGACACUUGUCUUACUUUGUUAAAGCGGUUUACCUGUCCAGCAGAAAGGUUACAGGGUCCGUAAGAUCCCAAAGUGUCCCCCAUCGUUUAUGUUUUAUGUUUUAGCUCUUGUCCGGUCUACCUCCUUUAAAAGCGCCCGUUAUUCCUCCAGAGUCUCCAGUAUUUACUUUGUUUUCUUGCUUGUGUCGGCAGUCGAGGCCAAAGGAGGAGUCAGGCAAUUUUCCGAACUUUCUGGUUGGUUUCUACUGUCCAAUAUUGUAGCACACUAACUUUGUCUGGGCUUGUGAUCGUUAUGAGAGAGCAGUGUCUGCCUCACAAUCAAUCAGCAUUUUAAAAAAAUUUAAAAUGUUGACUACACAGACAUAAAAGAACACAGCAAUAUCGUGAUAUCCCCAAAUGUCAUCAAUAACUAAUAGUUAUUGACUGAUAUUAAAAGCUUUUUUGUAAAUACUCCACAAAAAAGACGCUUCUUUAACGGAAUCCUGCCUACCCCACCUUUAAGUUUGACACCUUCAAAUUUUCAAACUACAUAUACUACAUAUACAUAUGAAUACUGCAGGAGUAAUGACCCUUAUAUCCACAUGUGACAGAGUAACCUUUUAUGGAGAGCGCUGUCUUGGUAGUUUGAGAUUGUAAGCAAAGGACAUGAUGUUCUGUACUCUUCUGCUUCUGCUCAUGUUCAUGUGUUCAGGGUUUCUUCUCCUGAAGUAAAAACAGACACCAAUAGAAGGUUUCCUCUUAACUCGGUUCAUGCAAAAGCUCCUCUGUGAUUAUGUGGGAAUGAUGAUGUGUGGCAUCUGUCAAACAUCAGAGCCUUUGAGCGUAUAUACAGUAUGAAUGUGAGUCACGCUGUGCAAUGCUAAACUGCGGUUCUUUGGUGUCCAAUACCACGUGAUCAUGCAUGGUUUGUUACAUGGCUUCACUCAUCUUCACAUCAUGUGAUCAAACUUAACCCAUUACGAAUGCAUGCUUUAACAUACACAAAUAUAAACACAUAUGGGCGUCGUGAAAUGCACAGCUUGGUCCUGCAGCCAAUGUAGCAAACAGCAUGAAAUCACACUGAGGAUUUGUUCACUCCUGGUGUAAACCUGAUCACUUGCCUCAGUGUAUAAUUGCAUCAAACUGUCAAUCAAAUAAAGUAGAACUUAAUUAAAGUAAGACUAAAAUUGUAUAUUAUAAUAAUCCUGACCUUCUUUGCAUUCAGAAUGAGUCUUUUCCAGCGUUGUCAUGGUAAUCCAGUCAAUCUUGUGAGUGAUUCUCAGUGUCAUGCACAUGCUAAAUGGAUGUCUGUUCAGGUUUCACUCUACAUUAACUGUCUGAUCCAACCUGUAGGUUGUGGCAGGUGGUCAAGAUGUCAGGGGCGCAGGCUAAUUAGCGGCUUUGUUGUGGCUAAUGGGCCGAAGAGGCUCUGAUGCAGCCCACCUGCACAUAACAUGUACAUCCAACAACGAGAAAAUGUCACGAAUUGUUGCUCAACCUUGUGACCUUUCCUACAAACCUCAAACUGUGCAAAAUAUGCUCAGUAUAAGGACUUUCCAGCUGCAAGAAUAUUAGUUUAUUUUCCUUAUAUGGCAUCAAAGCUCAGAUCUGGUUGUGCAGUUGAUAGGAGUGUAACGGUACACAAAAAUCUUGGUUCGGUACGUACCUCGGUUUUGAGGUCACGGUUCGAUUCAUUUUCGGUACAAUAAGAAAACAAAAUGCAAAAUAUAAAUGUGCUAGUUGUUUAUUACACACUUUUGUGCUUUUAACAAUAGAAACAUUAUACGAACAUUACACAAAAUCUGCAGCUAUAAGAACACCAACAGCAAUUGUUGCUUUAGCUCGAUCUGACUCACCAGGGAGAGGCUGUUAAAAUGCGGUUGGGAGCUGUGUUUGCACUACACUCGUCUUUCUCCAUGUUGAGGCGUUCACAUGGGGGGUGGUGCCGUUUCAAAUGAGUUAACAGGUUUGAUGGGUUGCCAGAAACAAACCCGAUCUCAGGUGAACAAUGUCAGCAAACCGCUUUGGUUUUAUCCACCUCUCUUUGUCCCUGUUUAUAUUUCACCGGGAGGCCGAAGUGUUCUCAAACGGGAGACCUUAAUGUCGCAGGAGGGGCCUCAAGCUCUGGUUUAUUGCCAACACUGGCGGUAUUAGCCACGACGUCCACUACUUGUUGGUUAAAUCUGCUGUUUGUUGUGUCUCAGUUUGCGCAACUUUGCAUAUGCAGCUGCAGCAUGCUCCACAACGCACGGUCCACUACAUCCAUUCCAAACCGAGCACCCCAUACCAAAACAGUUCAAUACAAAUACACAUACCGUUACACCCCUAGCAGUUGAUAUUAUCUGUGAUAAUAUUUGUGGUUUCUGAUCAUUGAAACUCGAGGUUACCUUUUUGCGUGCAGCUGUUUGGGGUUGCAAAAAUGCAAAUAAGCUGCUGCAGCUUGAACACUGAGGCUUUUUUGACCUACAGCAUCAACACAGCGCUAUUGAUCCUCCUCUCUAGAGAAACAGUUUUCUGAAAAGGGAACUAACACAGACACACGCACCCAAGAUCCUUUUAAUUUGCAGUCUUGCUGUGGUUUCUGGGAAUUCACCUUAAACCGUUACCUGAUAAAUACAGAUGAUACAGAUGAGUAAUAGAAAAAUCACAUGAACUGGGGGAUUUAAAAGCAUGUCGGUUCUGAAAUCUCCAGGCACUCAUUGAUGCUGACUGGCAUUUUGCAAGUAUGGAUUUGCACGCCACCUUUGCACACACUACACCUCGCUGUUGAUGUGUCAGGGAACUCUGGGUAGGCAUUUUUAUCAGAGGCCAUGAAGUGUUUUAUCUGUGUAUUUGCUUGGCUAUCAAAAAAAAACCUCUCCAUCUGCAGCAUAAUUAUAGGACAGCCUCUCCAGGCAGCAUCACACCAUCUUUUUAUCAGUCAGCAGCUCCUGCCUAUUUUUACUCCUCACUGAUAACCCAAAGAAGUGAGCUGGUGUGAUGAGAUACCAACAUUAGAGGAGAGUGUCUGUGUGACUCCGAAUGUGUGUGUGUGUGCGGGUUCAGGAUAUUUCGAGUUAGUCACACAGUGUUGUGUUAUGUUCUGGUUGUCAUGUCAAGGUGCUUAGAGCGAGUCAAAGCAGCUCAGAUACUCAUCUCCAAAGAAACAGCACGUUGUGAUAAAGAAGCGUUUCAUGCUGAGAGACAUGAUGGAUUUCGCUGUAAUUAUCAGUUAGACUGUGUUUGACAUCCCACAGCUUCUAUAUUCACACUUCAUUGGUCUUUAUCUUGUACAUCAGCGGUUGCCGCGGUGCUGUUGCGUUGGAUCAAUACAUCGGAGCGGCCUCGUGAACAUCAUUAAAAAUUAAUACCAGCUCAAUUAGUGGCGCUGUGCCACACCAGUCUGCAGUGCGUAAAUUGAGAAUAUGGUAGUUAAGAGCUCAGGGGAGGUUACUUUAAUCCUAUUACCGUGUUGUUUUACAGUUCCUGUCAGUGUUUAAGGUUAGUGUAUCAUAUUCAUGUUUAUUAUUGUCAUGGUUUUGGUUCAAAAAGUAAGAAAUAAUUGGUGCUCAUACUUUUUGUGUAAGCAGGGGUGUGUCACAGCUGCAGGAUGGGCUGCAGCUAAGACACUGGCCGACGCACAGCAAAGUUGAAAUUUGCAGUAAAACUGGAAAUUUAAAAUAGGGAAUGCUGAUUUUUGGAUAUUACUCAUCAAACUUCAUGACUUAAAGGGAUAUUGUUAUGUUACUGACUGGCCAAUUUCUCUUGAAGGUUUCUAAAGGAACCUAGUAGCAUUAUACAGAGGAGCACUUUGGGUGCUAUAAUAGGUGAAAUCUAAGUGGAAGUGUGUCUUGUUUACCGGCAAUAUUCCCUGAUGCCACCGAGCCACCAUAGAAGAAGAGGCAAGAAACAUUACACACAUAUGAAACUAGCGGAUUCUGAAAUGACCUCCAGGUUGUGUGUGUUCAGAGUUUGGUUGGCUUAGUUGGCUUAUUUUGUAUUUAGAGGGUCAGAAGAUAAUCCAGACAUUAGGGAUGGGCAAUCUAGGCCCAAAAAUUUAUCACAAUAAGUUUUGUCAUUCUGGCGAUAACGAUAAAAGUCCUGAUUAAAAAUAUUGAAAUUCCUAUCUAUGUGUUUGACUCAUUGGAUGGCUCUUACCAGUUGGUGUAGUCAAAUAAGAUACUUAACCACAAGUUUAAGUGGAAGGUUAUAGAGAAAACUAGUGCUAACAAACAAGUCUGAAAAGUGUAAACACCUUCAACAUUUAAGGAAAACUCUCAUUGCACAGCGUGAACAGAGUGAGCAGAUCUACUCUCCGAUGUCAGGGAAAACCUGAUUGCGCUCAUCUAAACCUCAAUCUUGAAGGAAAUCCCUCAUGCGGAGCCUUGUUUAGCAGCAAGCUGCUCAGAGACGUCUACUUCACCAUCUUUGGCCAAGUUUGUUUGUUAUUCUGCUCCGUGGGGGCUACGGCUGUGAGUCUGUCGCUCGUGCUUAUGUCAUCAACUUGCAUUUAUCACAUUUAUCAUAAGAGGGCAAAUAUUUAUCAUGGAGGAAUUUUCUGACGAUAAAUUGUGAACGAUAAAUUAUUGCCCAUCCCUACCAGACACCCAAGUAUUUGAUUGAAAAUGGUGAGCGGACUUUCAAAAAUUCAGGCUAAUGACAUGAAAAUGGAGGGAGGAUGUGGAUCCUGUAAAUACUCAGAAGUGCAGAUAUCUUCAGUCCGUGUCAGCCCCCGAUGGUCAUCAGUGUUAGGUCAGUGAAUGUGUUUGCAGCUGAGCAGCCAUGAGAUGAUGAGUUGGUUAGCCCAUUAGCUUUCAAAGGCUACGUGUUUACUCAUGUUUCAAAUAUUCUAUGAAAUGUGUGAAAAUAAAAUAGACCGUUUUCAACUGAAAAAAGUUGAAAAAUAAAAAAAAAAGCUUUAAUCAUAUUGAGAAAACACUUUAUUUUGCUCACAGUCGGUAUCUCAUACUGGUCAAUGCGAAGUCCUAAUUCUCGGACAAUAUUCCUUCAAAUGUCUCAGUUACUGACCAAUAAUAUGUGUGAAGUUGUGCUGCAAAAAUUUCCAAAACACUGCCUCUGAUUUUCUCCGUCCUUACUCGAUUUCAUUCAACAGCAAAUCAAAGAGCCCCCUCAAAGAAAAUCACGUUAUACUUCACAUCAACCUUCUCCGGUGGAUUUCUUGCAUCCCUUUAAUUUACGAUAGGUUAAAAGAUCGAGCUGUUGAUAAUGGACUCUUAUUGAACUACCAGCUCUUCUGGCCUGAUGCGGUGAGGGGCAACAAAAGAGCAGAUGCUGAAACUCCCUGAGCCGCCUUCAGCUUGGGUCCACAGUGAUCGAUGGUAAACUGAUGCUUGCAAUGGAUCCAUUAGCAGCCAGCCAGCCUGGGCUUCCUCAUACUGCAAUUUGUUACCUGGGAAUAGAUUGUGUACGAGUGGCGGGGGGCCUCGGGGAAAAGAAACUGGGAAAGCCUAAUUUUUUUUCCCCUUAAUGCAUGAUUUUUUAUUGAGCCCUGAACUGUUUGGCUGAUGAAACAUGUAAAUAGGAAAGAGCUAUAAGGGUGUAAAUGAGUUAAAGCAAGCAGGAGAAAGAGAAAAUCAAAGAGUAGCAUUACAGAGGGAAAUGAAGAUCAUUCAUCUUCAUUUCAACGGGUAAUUUCCACCUGCUUCUUCAUUUUUCUGCGGGACAAAUGGUGAAACCAACAUCAGCUAAAAUCUAAAACCAGUGUGACACCUCGGCUGGUUUUUAUUGACUGAAAGACGGCAAAGACAGAAACAGAUGUAAGGAAAUGAAAGGUAAGCUGAGGGAGGGUGACAGAAAGGCCGAGCAGUGAAGUCAAGUGAAGAAAAAAAGUGAAAUUAGUGACAGCAGCAAGAGAAGGAGAGAGGUGAAGUUGACAGAAAUAGGAAGCGAAACAGCUCACUUCAUUCUUAAAGGAGAAGCUGAACCAAACCGGCUGCAACUCAACAUGUUGAAAGAGAGACAUUUGCAGUUAUCUCUAAAAAUUUAUCAUAUAGAAUCAAGACACAAAACGACACAACUUUACUCAAAAAUAAGUCCUCUCCUUUCCUUUCAUCUGUUCUCCAGUCCAAGUCACCAGUCCUGAAAAUCCCAAGACAGUCUGGCUGCAGACCUCAACUGUCAGGACCCUUAGUUGCAGACCUCCACUGUUAGGACACGCUCUACGAACGGACCGAAAGUUGAUUCAAAGCCUUUCAAAUUACAACCAAAUAUACUGGGAGUAUGUUUUUUAUGUCAGAAAUUGAUUUAGAGCCUUUCAAAAUAAAAGCAAACAUACCAGGAGUGUGAUUUUUCAUGUCAGAAGUAGAUUCCAAGCCUUUCAAAUUAAAAGCAAAUAUACUAGGAGUAUCUUUUCUUAUGUCAGGUAUUGAUUCGAAGCCUUUCAAAAUAAAAGCAAAUAUACCAGGAAUAGGUUUUUGUAUGUCAGAAGUAGAUUCCAAGCCUUUCAAAUUAAAGCCAUUAGACCAGGAAUCAUUUUAUGUACAUUAUGUUAAUAUGAUAUUUUGUUGUAUUCAUGUGUUCAGCAAAGACAAAAUAUAAAACACGAUGACCAUGUGACAAAAACAAACUGGAGCACUUGAGAAAAAACGUCACCUCAGGUCCUCUCAGUGGAGCGGGUCUUCUGCAACGAAGGGUCCUGACAGUGGAGGUCUGCAGCCAGACCCCUCUCUGAAAAUCAGGACUUGGGUACAACAACAAUCGUUCUCACAAGUUACUUUCGUUGGCUGGGCCAUCUGUUUUAUCCCAGUCUGCUCUCAUGAGGACUUCACAAAGACGAGUCGACCACCCACUCAUGUUAGAUUUGUUUGAAAACACACAGACCCUCCGCUGCUCUCGACACAUUUAAAGGAUUCUCUUACUCUGAUCCUGCCAGACAGAUUGUGACGAAGAAACAACAGCCACUAAUAUAUCAUCAGUUUCCAGAAAUUACACAAACUUUACGACAUUUGACCUUGUUCCUCCGCUCUAUGAGCAGAUACAGCUUUGUUUCCAGGUGGUAUUUUAUUGACUUCUUCCUUUUCCAGCAAUUUAAACCUGACAGUUGUUUCAUCUUGAUCUGUCUGUAUCCUCGGGGCAGCGGACCAUGUUCAGGGCCAUACCAGGACAUUACAAAAGCACAGACACACACAAACACUUGAGACAGAGGACUAAUUUGCACUCAAUUUUCAGCCUCCGCUCUGCAAGGCGGACAAGACUACUUAUCUCACUCUUGUCACCGUGUGUCGAUCAAAAAGAUGAUCCAAACUAAUAGAUAGGAAAUGGAAAUGUUAUUAAUUUGAAGAUGUGUGUGUUGAGACAGAGAUCUUGCAUGAACCGGUAUGAGACCAAGAUUUCCAUUUGACCUUGACCUGUUUACAUCCAGACUUCUCCUUCCCCGUGGUCUGUUUGUUCUAGUCUAUCCUGACUCCAUAGACUCACAGCUCACCCACUCUGUGUUAUUGAAACAUGGGUGUAAAAUGAGCGCAGAUGUUAUGAAAGCUUCCACUAUAGUCCCCAUCUGCAGCUUAUUUUCAUUGACUGCUCAGCUGCAACCUUUAAAGCACAUACUGUCGACACAGCAGCGGCUUCUUCUAUCACGCACUUUACUUGAAUCGCUGCCAGUUUGUGUUUCUAUAUCACAGCAAAAACAGCAUCUGUGCCAGCAUCGUGGUAUAAGGUUGUUUAUGAAGUGUGAGAGAAUCAGAGCGGUGUGAUAAUUACUAACCUGUUCAUGCAUGUGUGAUCUUACUCUUGUUUGUGCAGAUUUUUUCCUUUCAGUCGUCAGUAUGAUAGUUAGUGUCACAUGCAAUAUUAGAAAAAAAGUCACAGGCAGGUAAAGGAAGACUUUGAAACAACUUACAUUAAUAAAUAUGGCGAGGCUACAUCCACAUGUAUACAGAUUUUGCGAAAAACAGAUUUUUUUAAAAAUGCUUUUUCACUUUUUCAAUAGACGCAUGACAAAAAAGCUGGUCUAGACAAGACUCUGUUCAGAGAUUGGAUCAGAUUGAUCUAGGGCUGGGCGAUACUGCCUCAAAUCACUAUCACGAUAUAUUGAGCAGUUUACCUUGUUAAUGAUAAAUGGACGAUAACUACUCCGCAAGAUGCUCACCCGCUCCCACAUUAACUUCGUCUACUUCAGCCGCUACAACUUUUGAACCGUCCUCCAUCUCCUCACCUGUCUUUCCCUCUUGACUGGAUGGGGUGGAGUCACGUCUCCAAUAUAGUACAACAUCUUACAUGCGACCAUAGCCUACCUACACACACCCAAAACCAUCUUUUGUUUAUUUUUUUGACACUGAAUAUACAGAUAUGGGCAAAUAAUGUCAGUUAUUGUAAUAAAUUUCGAUAUCGGUAAAUUUUCGGGUUAUCGCCCAGCACUAGUUACUAUGUAAUUCAAUGCACUUUGACCAGCUCCUACCAAAAAGAUCGAGUUUGCACUAUUUGUGAGCGCAAAACAUUCGAUAAGUGUUUCAUACAAUCCAACUUCCAACUAUGAAACAAAAUAAAAUACUGAAUUUUCUUUAACCACAUAUGUUUCAAAUAAUGAUCUUGAACUGUAAAGUCUUAACAGGAAAGUGUUGGCGUGACAAACAUCUUUCAGUCUUUUCCACUUAAAAUCGAUGAGGGAAAACACCGGUUAUUGUCAAAAAAUUUCGGUAUCUGUACAUUUUCGGUUUAUCGCCCAGCCCUAGAUUAAGCCCUGUCUCGUUCGAUCAGACCCACUCCUAUCUCAUCUUCAACCACACGAGUAAAGAACUUUGCAAAGUUUAACAAGUUACAGUGGAGAGGAAAAUUUUCCUUUAACAGGCAGAAACCUUGAGCAGAAGCAGAUUGAUGUUCGACAGCCAUCUGCUGAGACUGAUCGGGGUUCAGGGAGGGGAUAGAGGAAGAUGGACAGGGUUUCUGCUGGGUCUUAAAAAGUCUUAAAACGUCUAUAAUCCGAUCAUUUGAAUUUAAAGCCUAAAAUUCUCUUAAAACCUCAUAAAAUGUCUUAAAUACAAAUUUAAAAGGUCUUAAAAAUGUAUUGAUUUUACUCACAAAUAAAAAUUAAUUUGAAAAGAAAACUUUCCGAUUUCUCUUUAUGUCUUUUGUACUUUUUUGCCAGUAUGGAUGUAAAAUAGAUCUCAAAUUGCAUUCAUUAUGGUCUUGAAAUAGUCUAAAACAUUUGACUUGUUGAAACCCGCAGAAACCCUGGAUAGAGAAAGAGAGAGAUGGACAGAGAUGAGAUUGAUAGAAAAAAUACGUUUUUUUUUAUUCUUACAGAAGAUGAUCCCUUUUUUCUCAGUGUGCCUAUGCUUUAUUUAUAUUAUUCAAAUCUAUUUAAAUCCCAUUAAACAAGGAAAGCCUUUCUGAGAUUAAAAAUAUAUAUAUUUCACAGAGUGUCAAGGACAGUAUUUCAGAGCUGAUAUUUAGCUUCAGAGCACAUUUCUCUCUAUCCUGUUUAAUAAGUACAGUGUGCAUUUUCAUCCAUCGCACACAGCUGUACCACGUUGUUCAAAUUCUGUCUGUUUAAAAGGAUAAAAAGAGUGGGAGAGGUAUUUAAGUUCAAGAAUUACCAUAAAACAAAUGUAAUCAAUUUAAAGUAAAUUAACAAUAAAGCAUUAAGCUCAGUAAUCACAACCUUUAAUCCAUGCACAGCCCCCCGAUAAUAAAAGAUUUGCUGAAGUCGUGUAUUUGGUGUGAAAGUAGAAAAUAAAGAGUGAAAACAGAGAGCUGGUGCUUUUUAACACCUCACUGUCACUUUUAGUAAACAAAGCAACAGCUUCCUGGUUAGGUGAGGCGUGAUCAGACCAAAGUGUCAAAACGAGAAGAAGGAAAACUGCACGAUAGCUACCACCUUAAUAAUAAUAAUAAUAAUAAAGAUAAUGACAACUAAGGAUGACUGGAUGAGGACUGAGAGCAAACGCUGAGAUUUAUGAACGUCUAAACUGAUUUGGAUACAUGACCCAGCGUAGCAUCUUUACUCCAUUUGACGUCAAGAUCUUUGAUGUUUUCCCAUUUUCAGUUUAAUUAGAUUUUCAGCUAUUAAUGUUUCAAGGACCGUAGCUCUUCUGAGCCCGAUGCAUCAUGCAGUUUUUUGAACCGAGGAGCCAAUGGGGGGCCUUCUGUGCUCCUGUUUCCACGCAGACUGAGGAUAAGACAGGAGGCCUGUUGCUAUGACAAGACUGCCUGUCACAUCCCAGUAACUUUAUACUCCCUCUUUUUGUGACACGUACGACAAAAGAAACAUACGCACGUUUAAGAUGAGCGAUUUGACAGAUAGAUGAAUCGGACAAGCAGCUGAAAACUGAUUUUUCAUCAUCCAUAAUAAAUGCAUCUCAGGAUGAGUUGCUGGAAAAGUCAACACAAGGCUUCCUUUAUUUCCUGUCAGUGCUUGUUUACUGGUUCCCCCCCAUCACUGUCCUGACAUUAGUAACUCUCUUUUACACAGAUAACUUUAUUCAUCUUGUCAGACAGGAUACAAAUGUUUCCUCUGUGUCUGGCCUCAAAUUUAAAGUAAUUGAAUCGUGCCACAGCCAGCAGAUUCAGUCUGACUCAUAAUGUCCCAGCGAUGGAUACUGUUUGAUUAAAUGUACUGCUUGGAUAGUUCCUGUUGCUAUUGCUGGUUAUGGUGAAGCGUCAUCGGUGGUGCAUUUCUAACAGAGAUUAAAUAAUCCAGGAAGCAUUCAUUACAAUCUUGUGAGCGGUUCGCUGAGGUGUUUUCUCAUCUCUUCGAUGACCCGCCGCCUUUCAACAUAGAUGAGGGUUGUUGUUUGUCAAGUCUAGAGAGAUUCAAUUAGGCGGCAGAGAAGUCAGAUGUUGUGAUGUAUGAAUCACUAAACUCUGCAGUCAGUAAUUAUCAGCAGCCGUGUUUGGUUUUCAGGUUUAUUUAUGCUGCAUGUGGUUAUAAUGAGAGAGCAGCAGAGAGAGAGAGAGACUAUUAACAUGUUCACCCCUAACAAGAGUGUGAUGAAUAUUAAAAGGAAUGACAUUUGGUCUCUUUAAAUGUCAGUAUCCAGAUAAUGUAAUACAACACGAUGAAGCUGUAGUGCUCUUAAGAAUAAUGGGUAUUAUUGAACAUAGUUUGAAGUGUAAUAUAUUUGGGUUUCUUCGUCAUCAGUUUUUGCAAACGUGAAUCAGCUCCUGAUGUAAUUCUGAUGACUUUUUGGUAAAAUAUUUCAUCAUUCCUGAUUUAACUGACACUGCUUUUCUCCAGUUUUCAACUAUGUGGUCUUGCUCAUUGUUAGGAAAUCCAUAAAAGGGAAUUUUUCUGGCAGAGUCCAGUCUAAUUUUGGCCAAUUCUGGAUUUUCUUUAGUUCCUUUAGCUCCCUUACAUAAGGGAGUGUCCUGAUACAACUUUUUGACUUCUGAUACGAUACCGAUAUUGAUCCAAUAUUGGCACAAAAUACUGCCACAAAGCCAAAAUCACUCUUACUUCUUGCUACUUUGUUAGCACCUUAGUACACAGUUAGUGCGUUCACAUGUGCAGCUUAGUCGGACUAAGCUCAGAAUUUGUUUUUUAUACAUGCAGCUGAGGAAAUUGAAUUAUUGCCGUGAACGUGUCCUCCUCCCCAAAACUAGGGUGCGAUAUGGGUCUUUUCAGCGGCGCUGUUUUCGGUUGACCCAACAACAACGGCAGGUCCAUGCCAGACGUUAGAGGUGGCUACAACUGCUGCUGGGGAUUUUCGAGGAAGAACAUGAAGCAUCGUACAGCAUUGUUUUUGUUGUACAUGAUGUACGCGCUACUUCUUCUGCAGAUGAGGUGCACACUACUCCUAUUCUCUGGUGUUUUUGUUCCGGGGUUACGGCGGCAUGGCGCACGAGUCUCAUGUAAAUGUCCUGUUGUGAUUUUGUUGGCUCAGCUUGCUGGUUUAGGGCGCUGCUAGCUAGAGGUGCAGAAGUGGAGUCUGGAAUGGACUGCUUGUAUCGGAGUGCUGAUAUUGGAGAUUAUAGAUGCAGGCCAGUAUAAUCCAAUGUUUGUUUUUUUUGCUGACAUCGGACCGAUAUCCAAUAUCAAUAUUGUAUCGGGACACCCCUACCUCACAUUACAGCAACGUCAAACACCUCUCUCUCUCUCUCUGUUUGCAUCUUCCUUCAUCCCAUUUCAAAUCCUAUAUUUCUGCAUGCUAGUUCCCUAUUCAAAUAUUUAAUUUCAGAAUAUUUAUCUCAAAUCAUACAGAAAUAUACUUCCUGCUGAUCGCACCAUGUGCUUGUGUGUUUGUGUUUGUGUGAGUGUGUCUCUCAGGCAUCUUUCUCACCCCUGCGUGUCUCAAUUUGAUUAUGCAGAUCAGUCUCCACAGAGCUCAUUAUUGCUCUGUGGGGGGAAUGUGUUGCGGUCACAGCUGCGCAGGAAGCCGGUUUAGAGGAUUUGCUUUCAUUCGGAAACACCAACAUGCUCUGCUCUGCGCUUUUGUCUUUAUAUACUCCACACACACGGAUGCUAAAAAGGAAAAUAAAUCACAUGUGCAAUAAAACACCCACACACAUCCUUUUGCUGUCAGUCUCUCUUAGAUCUGACAGUCGCUCUGUUCUCUCUGUGUGCUGGAAAUGAAUCCUAACUUGAGUAACGUCUGAAUCAGCAGCUCGAGACCAAGGUCAUGGCGUCAUUCUGAAUAUAUUAGUGUUUUAAAUUUGACGUUGCUGGAGUGUGUGCAUAACCGGUCCAUGUAUUAUCCAUCCAUUCAAUUAUUCUAUUCAAUCUAGUAAAGGAAAAAAAAAGAGUCAAUAUUUUGUUCAUUUGUUAUUCUGUAUAUCCCAAAAAUUAAAAAUCAGUGUUUUCGUAUUUUCAGCUCAAAACAGAAUAUAUAGUAGAGAAGGGAACGAAAACAAAAUAAUAAGUCUUAUUUACAAUUAUUGAUUUUGAGUGCGCCUGUUUUGAGCACACGUGCAUGGAGGCUACACUGGUCUUCCCAUGAUCCUCAGCGACAGUUACCAUGGCGAAAGAUGCAACCGAGCGUUUAGAGCGCCAAAAUCUUACGUUGUAACAGAGCUCUGGUUUUAAUUUUUUCUACAGUCAUGUGUUCUUCCUUCAGUGUGACCCUCCUAGCAGCUUUGAAUAAUACGUAGGAUGCGUCCAUCUCCAUGACAGCAGGUUAGCCUUUCUCUACCGCCCUGGCUUGGAGUUUUUGUUCCACGUUGUUGGCUACCUUGUUGUGCAAUGCGCAUGUGCGAACAGUAGCAAAGCACCGUAGGAAAUGCGGACAUCAAUAACCCAAAAACAAAAAUUAGAUUUAUAAUUUUGUUUUCAUUUCCAUCUCUGUUUUAUAAUAUAAAAUAUAAAAUAUAUAAUAUAAUUUUUACCAAUAACCUGUGACCGAAUGUAUCAAAUGCAAACUGUUGAUACCGGUAACGCUCUUACGGUACACUUAUUACCAGGUAAUUAACAGGUAAUUACCUAGUAACAACAUGAAAUUAUCUGGUAAUUACUUGAUAACUACUAAGUCAAUACUGUCUAGCUACCAGGUAGGUAACCUUCCAUCAUCAUACAAAUUUGAAUAUGAAUUGCAGUAGUGGUUCCAGGAUUUUUUCAGCUUCCUGGAAAUACCACUUGCGCAGUAGCAUUGUACGCAUUCGGCGGGUGAGUCGGUGUGAUAAUGCUCGGCUCAAACAGCGUAUCGCUACGCAAUCUCUUGAAAAUAAGAACCCCAAAUAGCUUUUAAAAAUGGAGCUGCACAGAAAAAACUAGACAGUAUUGACUUAGUAGUUAUCAAGUAAUUAACAGAUAAUUUCAUUUUGUUACUAGGUAAUUACAUAAUAAUUACCUGGUAAUAGGUGUACCGUAAAAGAAAGGGUUACCUUGAUACCUUAAACAAAUUCAGAAACGGAUCAUUUAUCAGUGGUUUUCAUUUCAAGGCACUCCUGAAUUUCUAAAUCAAAUAAAACUCACUUUUGAAAAUGAACUGAAGCAAGCCUGACCGAAAAUGGCAAGUAUUUCUUAUUAAUUUUGACACUCUAUGCAUCAAACGUCACUUUGAGAUGAUGUUUCCCCUCAAGCGUUUUGCAUUAUGUCUAUAAUACUAAACAAGAUCUAGACUCAGAGAUAGACUCUUCACCAUUCAGCCUUUUCAUUUCUACAAAGAAAUGUGUUUUUGCAGCAGAGCUCUCAAGCUGAGGAGUUGUAGGAAAUUGAUGGAUAGUGGUCCAAAGAGAGGCUGCUGAGUUACUGUAGCUCUCCGGUGAAUGUAGGAUAUUUGAAGAGACGGAGAAGGAAAAGGAGAUUUCAGAGUGGCUCAGGUGUGUUGCAGCGCUCACUGCGGGGCUAAAACUGUCAUUAGUCAGACUCAGGAGACGCCUUUCUGCUGAAAACAUAAUCUGUCACGUUAGGAUUACCUGUAUGUGUGCCUGUGGUCAUGCAUCUGUUCACCCAGUCUCAUCAGAACUCGGCGGACCUCACGCGGCGCAGACAGCUUAAUCUGCAUCCGUGCCUCAUUAGCCCGUUUGGUCCUGACAGGUCGAGGCAGCGAGCGGCUCUCGUUCUCUGCCCACACCUCAAAGAAGCAGCUUAAGCUCUUCAUACUGGUCAGUUUAACACCACAGCUGUAGUUUAAGAUAAUGAAGCUGCGAGAUUUCUGCUAAUUAUUGUUCACUUUAUCUCUGCCAGGAGCUGCUGGAAGAUUUGAAACGUAUCAAAGCUCAUAAAUCGAGUCGGUAAACAGUAACCAGAGGGGUGAUUGUGUUUUAUGUUUCUGCCAGCUGUAGCUCUUAUGGACCCAGAGAGAGACUCACAACAGUCAACUUGAGGUUUUUCUUGUUGUAAUUAAGAGAAGGAAGCUGAGAUGUUAUUGGUGCACGUGGUCAAAUAAGAUGCAAACAGAUAUAUGUGAGUUUUGCCAAAUAAAAAAUGAAGAUGUGAUUUCCACUUCCAAUCAAUACAGGUGGAGAAACGGCGUACAUCUGCCCUCCCCUACAGCGUUUUUAAAAGUCUAUUCUGCAUAUAUAUCGUAAAGAGGUUCUGUUUUAUUGUGCUGUAGGUACUGCCAACAAGGCUCUUAGUCCACGGCACUUUAUCUACCGGGCUGCUGAUGCAGCUGAAUGCUGCUAUACUCUACUGUUUCCUUCAUUAGGGUCCAGAUGAGGUGUUUGGCCAUACGCACAGGGAUUGUGGGGUCACUCAUGGGUGCUGCAGCAAACCCUAAAGUCAGGCGCAAUAUAAACUAGCAGCAAAUAAAAGGACUAAAACUUAGCAGAGACUUUAGGUGCAUUUCAACCAAAGUAAAAUCAAUCAAUCAAUCUGUAUUUAUAUAACUCCAAUUCAUAAAAAACACAGUGCAAAAAGAGCAGCAGGCUGGGUUGGUAAGAUAUAAUGUGGUUCCAGUCUCAUUUGUGAGAUUUGGAAAGUUUUUCGAUUGAAUCAAAGCAAAGAUAUCAAGAUGCUUUUCAUUUGAUAGCUGCAGUGUAUGUUAAUGAAACAAAUCUCAGCCAUGCAGCUGGAGUUCAGUCAGUCGGUGAUGUGUUUACUACUCUGGUUUAUGUGUUUGCUCUUUAUAUCCUUUAACGCUUGAUUUAUCUUUGUAUUCACAUGUUGAAUGACUUUGCACUUAUCACUCCAAUCUGUGUGAACUUCCUGGGACUUUUGUGGACUGUUGCCUCGGUAGAGUUUCAAAAAAUCUGAAGCUCCUUAUUUCCAAAAGUGACUUGUUGCAGCAGAAAGUAUGGCAUCAUAACUUGGAUUGUCUUUCUCUUAUCAGUGACUGACUUGCAGCAAAACAAAACUCUAAAACAAAAUAGUAAAACAAACUUUUUGGAUCUUUAAACCUCAGUCGUUUGGAGUGCUUCAUCCAUGCUGAUUUAAAAGUUCAUUGGGUUCAUGUAGGGAGACGCUCAAACAGGUUGACAGGUUCAAAUACCUCAGAUUUACACCGGAACAUAGACUCACAUAUCACCCAGAUCCACAAAUCCCGCCACCGGAGACUGACAACCUUUCACAAAGAGUUCUCUGUCGCCUCUCACAUUCUGUGACUGCGUCUCGUAUUAUCCAUUCAAUCCAUCAAACCACGCAGCCACCGGUUUUUGUCACAAUGCUCUCUGUCUCCAACAGAGAAAAAACUGUCCCAUUUUACAUGUUCUGUCUCAAAAAUGAUUAGUCUCCCAGCCCCCAACCUUUCAGAUCAUUAUAACCGAGCCGUCACUGGAAUGAGACUCACCAGAGCACAUGACCUGGGAGAACCUCUCGACAUAUUUCACACUUUCUAUCAGAAAUCUCACACACUCUGAGAUGGAAAAAAGCAUGCUGGGAAAGUUUUAUCACUGCUACAAAAGUUCUUAAACCUGCACUUUGUCAAUAAUCCCUCCUCCUGUGUUAGGGUCUGCACCGACCCGUUUUUGAUUUUAAAUGCUUAAGAAAACCUUUUUGACUUUGUCAGGAACCUCUAUAUCGACAAAAUAAAAAAUUAAAUAGACUAAAUUAUAAAAUGCUCUUAUUAAAAUUAUGGCACUUGUUCUGUGUUAGGGUCGCUGUUGACCCGGAUAGAUCAAUAUCUAAUGAUAAGAGCAAAAUUAAAAUCACAAGUGAACUGUCAGGCACCACACUGACAGUCAGAUCCUCUUCCAAUCAUGUGAGAUUUAGGAAAUUCUUACUUUGCCGUGUUUUUACCUGCACAAAAAACAACAUUAGGCAGAACAGAGACAGAGGCACAGAGAAUUUUCUCUUAAGGCACACAAGCAAUUUAUUAGAGCGCGUGCAAAUCCUCAACUGUGCAAGCUGUCAAGAGCCCAAUAAAUUAGAUACAGCUAUCUUGUUGUCUUAUCGUCUCACUAUCCGAGGAACACUUAAUGGAGAGUCGAUUUGUGAGUUGUAUUCUCACAAGUGUCUGUCCUUAAAUGGUUCAACAUCAGCUGAGGAGUUUUAAAUCAAGUUUUCUCUCAAUCAGCAGCUCGAGAUAAAAGUAAAAGAGAGCUUCAUUCAGAAUAACCAUGAUGUUAUAAACUUGAUUUGGUUACAACCUGUCAAUCGUGGGAUAAACGCAAACUGAAGUUUCUGACCAUUCAGCGAUGGUUUCUAUUCAAACGGUUUUGCUGAUUUCAAAGUGAGAAAACAUGUUUUGAAUGUAGCAAACUUAACCUUGAAAUAGCUGCCAUUUAUGAAUAUUUUAAAAACUGUUGGCUCCAAGCUUCACUUUACAAAAUAAGACUGAGACUGUGCAGUGAAAAGGCUAAUGUGAAGCACUCUUUGAAAUCACUUGAACUCCUGAAUGGCUACCUUAAUAACUGUCCUCUAAAUGCAUCAUGAAUAUACAGGAUAUCCUUGAUAAACUAUGCCUAAGUAAGCCUUUUUUAAGCUAACCCUCUGCUGUAUUUGUUAUCAAAGUCUGCUCUAGAGCCCUGCACUGGACUGUUUUCACCCCUGCAGUUUCUGACCAAUCCUGCCCACAAACUCUGACCAUCUAUGAGUAAAAAUGUGACAAAUAAGUUAGACCUCCGGAUCUCUGUAGCGUUUUAUUGAAUGUGUACAGAGUCAAAUGCUUCAUCUUUAAACAAGCUCGCUUUGAUCAGGGCGACAGCAGCAGGUGUGCCGCCUCAACCUAGACGGGCCUGAUUUGUUGCAACUGACCAAGUCCAAUUAUUUUCCAUCACUGUCAUCAACAAUUGAGGUAUUUAUCCCUGAGAAUUGCUUUUAUCCAUCUUUGUUUGAACCCAGCUUCAAUCUACGCAUCUACAUCAUUAUCUGUUUCCAUUGUUGGUAGCACCAGAAACAUCUGGGACAUAAAGUAUCCCAAUCGCAGUGAAACUUUUUAUUCUAACCAUUUUAUCCAAUUUACUGUCCAAGAACUGAGUUAUAGAAGUAACUGAACAUCCAAAUUUGCAACAAAUCACAGAUAUUAAGAAAAUUGUGCAGCUGCAGAGGUUGUACAAAUGUAUUUUGCUGUGAGAUUCUACCUUAAAAACACGCUGACUCUAAAAUGAGCUGAAAAGGGUUUAAAAGCACAAUGCGACAAAAAACACCCAGUAUAUUGAAUUUUUACACAAAAUGAUGUUUCUACUCCCUUCACUAAUCCUCAGAUUUUCUUUGAACUGCAGCUUGAGGUCAGAACUGUCCAAUUAAUGGUUGUUAUACUAUAAGAAUCAGACCUGUUUGGUUCCUUUUAUAAUACUGUUUAAAGCUGUGAGUGCACAAUACACUGGCAGUCCUUUGGGAUUCAAUUAGAUGGUGUUUAUGUUGUACUACAAACAGCAGCGUGCCUCACUUUUAGUAUGGUAUAGGGCUAAAUCAGUAUAAAUCAAGGAGGGUAUCCUUGUAGGAUAUUAUCCUUUGGAAAAUGUGCUUUAAAAAAUGUGUAGUUCAAAUCAAGUGAGGCAUUUUAGACUUUGAAGUAUGAAACCUCUGGAGGCUGUACCGUACGGACUUCUUCUUCUGUUCUUUCAUUGCAUUAAAAGACAAGUUGGUAGUUUAUAGAUGAGGUCUCUGCAAACAAAGUAGCGCCUUCAUUAUGCUAGAGUAUCAGACAAUUCACUUUUUUUGUGCCUCAGGUGUUACCGAACCUCCAGAUUUCAUCUGCCUGCAGAAUCUACUGAAAAGGAAUAUGUGUCCAUAGACUUCUGUAGGCAAACAUACUGUAUAUAGUAUCAUUCUCAGUGCUUGUAGGACAUGGAAGAAGACUAGAAAAGACCCAUCUGUCGUUAUUGACAGGUGACUUUAGUUGCGACAGGUACAAUUUACUGGUAGGGAAAAGAUUCGAGCACAGGGGAAAACAAAUGAGCAAAACUCACGUAUAGGUGAGUUCAGGUUUUCUCCAAAGUCUGUUUUUGCAGCUGGGGUUAGGGAGUUCUUUCGGCCAAAUGUGUCCCUCUCCACCACAUAUCGCAUCACAUGAUACCACCACAAACAGAUUUAACCACACAGCUUUUACUUACAGUCCCACACAGAUCACCCACUCUGAUCCUCCCCACUUUAUAAGAGUUUAUGUUCGGUUCCUUGCCCAUCUCCUCAUUUCCUAUUUCUCUCUCAUCUUCUCCCUACUUUUCUCCCUAAAAACCUCUUGCCAUGAUUACUUAUGCAGAUAUGUAUUACUGCCUGAACUUACAGGUCAUUCCGCCUGACCAGCACAUGAUAAUGGCUCACUCAGCAGACUUGGAGGUAAAGUAAGGCUGCAUCUUCUUAUGUUGAUGCUUCUGGUGACAUCUGAUAAUGGACUUUUAAUGAGCAGAUAAAACCUGAUGCUGCUGACCCUUCAAACGCUAAGAGAAAUGAAUACCUGCUCCAGCUCUGGUUGUGAAUGUAUCUAAGUACAAAACAGUAUUUGAGACCUUAAGAGGGGAUAAUUUACCUACUGAGAGGACAUUUUCUUAUAUUACAGAUACAUUAGUGCCAUAAGACUUCAUCAGCGAGUUGUAUCAGUAGGAUCUCCCACUGUGAGGACAUUAACAGAAGAAGAUAAAGUAAAAUAAGAUUAGAUAAGAUAAGAAGAACUUAAUUUAUCCCUGAGGGGUAAUUCGUCAGUUAGGAGAAACUUUUCAAUCCAACACGACCGAUUAUGAGUCUGUGCAGGUUUCCUUAACUUGGAGGAAUUAUGUUCAAAACUAAUAUAAUUAUGGAAAUGAUAACAAUAAAUCUUCUACCAUAUUGUGUUUCAAGGUAGUUCAGUCAUAUCAUAACAACACUUGUAUGCCAAUUUUGUGAAUUAGUAGAUACAUAAUUUGGGGUGCAAUAUCUACUUACACAUCUGCAUGUGCAUCUGUGUGAUCUGGGCUUCGUACGAUACUAUAUACAAUGUGUCACUUCAUAAUAAGGGGCUGCAGGAUAAUGUGCAAUCAAACAUACAUGUUAUAUUUAUGUGCAAUAUAAAGAGGAUCUGAUCUUCCCGGUAGAUAGCACUCUGCACUUUAGCACUAUGGCACUUCAAUUUACACUCCAGCACUUUAGAAUUCACUGUGCGUAAUUAACACAGUCCCCUAACCUCUGGCGCAUUUUAUUUUGGACUGUAUGUCAUUUAGGUUGUCAACAGUUUAUGUAUGCCGUUUGUCUUUUAAUACGCUCUCUGUGUUUUAUUGCAAUUACUGAUGCUCGUUUUUGUUUUAUGUGUUGAAACCAACCUGUCAAUGGGACUAGGGGAUGGAAAUGAGCCACCUGGUUAGAACAAGGGGUGGGAUAAAAAAAAUCGAUUCACAUAAGUGUCGCGAUUUUUUGUUUUACAAUUUUUUAAUCGAUUUUUGUUUAAAAAAAAAUCGAUUUUUUUUUUUCAAAUUGAAGUAUAACUCUUAAAAACGGAUCUACAUGUGAUGUGUAUUUUUUGGGGAAAUAUGGUUCCUGGAAUAGUCACAUGAACAAUCAUAAUCAUUCAACUGUUUCACUGGUGUUAAAAAUGCAGACUAAAAAUCAAGAAAAUCGACAAUAUUGUACAAUUGUUAUUUAAAUUGAAUAGGCAUUCAAAAAAUCAUAGAAGAAUCGAAUUGGGAGAAAAGCAUAUCGUCCCAGCCCUAGUUAGAACCUCAUUUAUUUACAUGUAAAUGUUCAUUAACACAUAUCAUCCCAUUUAAAAAAAAAUAGAAAGAAAUCAUAAAUCUUGUGUUUAUCCCAACUAAGGCAACGGCUGAAGUUCCAUGUGAUGUUCUCCAUCAAACAAUCGCUAGGACACAGCCUAAACACCCACUUGUAAUAAUAUCAGGAGACAAAUAAGAAGGUAUUGUUGAUGUAAGAUUUUAGUUUAGGUUGGAGAGCUCAAAACACAAACUCAACCUGCUCUUAAUCCUUGAACUUUGCUGAGAGGGUCUAAAGCUGUUCAAACAUUUUCAGAAUGAAGCUCUUCAUAAACCUGCAGGUGUGUAGGAAGCUUUAGUUCAAUCAGCCGUCUGCUUCUCCUAGUAAAUCUCUGCAUGAGCCCCGGUGAGUCCCCAGUGCCAAGUCGCACGCAGAUGGCACCGCCCUCGCUGCGCCCCACCACUGCAAUCCUGCCCAGUCACAAAUCAAUACUGCUGGGCGAGAAAAGGAGGGAGGAUUUAUGGAGCCAGGGGAAGCACAGGGGACAACGAGAGGGAAUAUGUCUGUGAUAAUGUAAGAACAAAGAGGAGAGAGGGGUGGAAACCGAGGAGAUAAAUUGACAGGCAAAAUGAAGAGGACAGAAAUAGAUAGGGAGUGGUUGGGAAGAGAAAUGAGAGGAAGAGGUGGGGUGAGAAAGGAUGAGUAACGGUAAAGUAGGAAGGAUGAAGAGCCAAGGCAGAAAAAGGAGGGGGAAGACAGCUGCGGCAGGGAGGACAGAGAGAUCAAGCCAAAAGGACAGAGAUAAGAAGUAUGUGGGACCUGAGGGGACAAAGGGGGGUCAUACGGCGUGGACACGGAGAGAGAGGAGGACAAAAAAAGGGAGGUUAAAAAGGAGGAAGGAGGAGUAGGAGAGAGGAAGGAUCCCAGCAGGGAUUUCCGCAGGGUGAACUCAGCCAGAGUGCGAGGCGCUCUGCAGAGCUGAGCAGUAGGUCUUGAAUUAUUAAACACAAUAUUUUGCAGCCGAGCAAGCGGCUGUGGCCAUGUCGGAUGUAUCUGCUGAGGGGGCAAAGAUUGUGCACGUGUGUGUGUGUGUGUGUGUGUGUGUGGGUGGGUGAGGCAGGGUGGGGUGAGGGAUAGGGUGCAGUAUUAUAGUGUACCUGGGCUCAUAUGUUUGCAUAUCUUGUGACCGAGUCCACUUCAGGUCCAAAUGGUUUUAUUUUUCAUAUUGUGCAUGUCUCUUGGUUUUUCUUACUUGUUUGCAUGCUUGUGUGUGUGUGUGUGUGUGUGUGUGUGUGUAGUCAUUGCCCAUUUAGAGCUGCUAAUUAAUGAGGAAGUUUGAUCCUAAGGGGCCUCUGUCUAAACUCCUGCUCCAGUGGAGAGCAAGACAAACACAUGCAGUAAGAAGCAACCACACACGUGCACACUCAGGUGCAUCUGAUACUGGACUUCUUCUUUUUUCUGCAUUGAAAACACUUGUAUAAAGGAAUAUUUUAUUAACUUUUUUAUGGAUCAAGCACAUCAUUUAUUCGACAUAAACCUUUGCCUAACUGCGUCCCUGCGCCAGAUCAAAACCAGAAAACAUCUUUGUGUUUCAAAUGCUGCAUGAAAGAAGUGACCAUGAUUAUCAGGGAGAGUUAAUGCUCCUGCAUCUUUUUCUUAAAUGGCCAAAACUCACAUUACCAAGGAGUCAGGAAGGAUGUAAACUGCAGCGGCAUUAAUCUGCAAGAUGAGAUUGCCGUUUUACUGCCUGAUAGCUGCGGUAUUUCAAACUCUCGAGACACAUAAGUGAAUCUUGGACAAGUUGUAUUUGCAUGGAGAAUUUUCUAUCCCCGAGUUCAUCUCCCAUCAAGAACUUGUAAAAGCUUCACAUGACAUUAAAGGUUCCAUUUUAAGUCUGGAUGAGAUCUCGUUUACACAAAAGACCCCCCUCCUACCCCACCUCCCUUGUAACCUACCGUGUCUGGAUUUCUGGUGAUGUGAUGUUCCCUCAGGGCAACCCUGCUGCACCGUCAGAGCGCUGACAGGCGUAUUUGCAUAAAAACCUUGUUUUGCCCAGCCACGACACUGCCUCAUUUCUCCUUCCUGUCUGCUCGCUUUUCUCCUUGUCACCUCCUCUCUCUCCAACUCUCACCUUUUCUUCUCUCUCUACCCCGUCUGUCUGUCUUUGUUGCUCCUCUCUCUGGUCUUUUUCUAACCUGCCUGUGCUUCCUUUCUCUUCAUUACAUUGUGGAAAUGAAAGAUCUACCAUCAUCCCGGCGCAGAAAUAUGAUGAGCUGCUUUUGAACCGUACAACUCUCCUUCAAAGGCUGCGAAACCCUCCCCUCAUCUUGGGACCAUUAAGUGGUUCUCACACUGAUGAAUCACUAAGAUUAGAUUGGGAGCUCAGAGAGAAGCUGAUUGACAGCUUUAAAGUGGCUCUUACGCUCUCUCUCGGAUCUUCUCCCUCUUUCUGUCGUUCUAUCUCUCACUUUAUCAACCUCUCACUCCCUCUCACCCACACAUUUCCCCUCUGUCUCGUCGGAGUUGCUCUGGUUGUCCAUCUGCUCCUCUGUCCGCCUCAUUCUUCUCCGCCCUCCUCCUCAUUCCCAGUUUGCGAGAUUAUUCCUGGGCUCCUUGUGCUGUAAUUGAAUUUCACAUCCCUAAAUCGAGCUCCUGCCCUUGAGGACCACAGAGGAGGGCGUAAUUACAUUUCUGUUUGGCUGCAAAUUACAGUGAUAAUUCGAUAUGGCCUUUUUUCCAUGCAAUUCACACAGGCAGAAACAGGUGGUACCUUUAUGGGUAGAGAGUUGGCAGCCAACUUUGCAGUGAUAAAACAAAAAUAUAGUCUCUGUUACAUCCUAGCUUCUUCAGCGUUAGAUUUGUUCAAAAGAGGAUAAGAGCCAAAUGAAGAGAAAAUAAAACAAUAAUUACAGGAAGGAGAUUAAAGACAAAAUUUCAAGAUUAAAAAAAUCUAAAUCUAAAUUAUGUCAAUAAAGUCGAAAUUUCGAGAUUAAAAAUUGCAAUUUCAAGAUUAAAGUCGAAAAUUCAAGAUUAUGAAAUGUGAAUAAUUUAGAAAUUUCCAGAUUUAAAAAAUUCAAACUUCGAGAUUAAAGUUGACAUGAAUUAAGUCAAAAUUUCGACUUUUUCAAAUUUUGACUUUAAUCUCGAAAUGGAAAUUUAAAAAAUCUCCCUCCUGUAUUAUUUUUUUCUCUUCUUGUGGCCCUUAUCCUCUUUCAUAGAUAUGGGCAGCUGUAGUAACAAAGGAUGAUUCCCAAAAGAAGAGCUACUUUUAGGGGCUAUAAUGAUGACCUCUCCUCUAGCUAGCGAUGACACUGACCUUUGGUGGCCUAAGUAUUAAACAUCUGGAUUUGGGUCCAAGUAUAGAUACUGCUGGUCAAAUAUCAUUACAGUACAAGUAGAAGUUAUUCGGAUGUGUUAUAUGAGUUGGAGUACUGGCAUAUUUGCUUUUAAACCACUUUAUAAUAGUAUUUUCAGCUGUUCGCAACAUGUCUUUCAAGCAAAAUUCUAAUUCUGUAUGAGCCCUGCAAAAACUCUUUAUCUUACUCGUCCUCAAAGGUGUUUAAUUUGCUCUAAAAAUCUGCAUUUUUUGGCUCAGUGUGUAACGUGCUCUCUGGUGCCUCUGCAGCCAGCCUCUAGUGGACACUCAGGGAACUGCAGAUUUAUUAUCUCCACAUUGGUUUUAUUUCUCAAGACCUGGGGCCGUAUGCACGUUGCUUGGCAAAACGCGUUUAGCGGGCUAAACGCGUUUAACUCCUAAACACCAAAAAUGUCGGUAUGCACGUCACUUCGUAUAGCCGUUCCUAUACGGAUUUUCGCGUUUAAAGUUAUCGCACCUCUGGAGGUCCAAUAGCGGGUCUAAACGCGUUUAAAUAUGGCGGCACUCUUGUUGUUCCAAGGAAGACAGCGGCGACAAUUGCGUCGAAACAGGAUUUUUCGUGACAGAAAACACCCCUUCGACACGUAUGACGACCACGAAGUGUUCCGUAAGUUUAGAUUUCGACGGCACCAUAUUCUCGACCUCACACAGGUGAUUUCCGCUGAAAUUGAACUUUCGAACCGAGGAUUCACCCUCACUCCACUACAACAAGUCCUCGUAACCUUACGAUACUACGCCACUUGUUCUUUCCAAGACGUGUGUGGGGAAUUGGUAGGAGUGGAUCAGUCGACAGUCAGUCGAACCGUCACUCGAGCGCCACUCGACCCGUUUAAGACACAGUAAACGCGGUUAGCUAUACGGAUCCGUUUACAGCAUUGUGCAUACCAAAAUCGUAUAGGAACUAAACGCGUUUAAGGCCCGUAUAACUAAACGCGUUUAAGCCCUAAUCGCGUUUACGCCAAACGCUUUCAACGUGCAUACGGGCCCUGGAUGCCACUUAGUCUAACCUGUGCACAAGGGAUGGGUGAUAUAGGCUAAAAAAUUCAUCAUGGUAAGUUUUGCCAUACUGGCGAUAACGAUAAAAGUCCUGAUUAAAAAUAUUAUAAUUCCAAUCUAUAUUUUUGACUCAUUUUGUCUCGAGAACACCAGUUGGAAUAGUCAAAUAAGAUACUGAACCACAAGUUUAAGUGGUAGGCUAUAGAGAAAAGUAGUGACAUCUAACAAGUCUGAAAUGUGAAAACAUUUUUAACAUUUAUUAAAAACUCUUAUUGCACAGAGUGAACAGCAGCAGAUUCACUGCCUGAUGUCAGGCGUACCUGAUUGCGCUUAUCUGGGACCCUGAAUAUAUAUAUAUAUGAAUUGAACCAAGUCUACUGCUGUGCACUGAUCUGAGUGGGCAGGGGUCCUACCAUUAUGAGACACUGCCCUGAGUCACUGUCUGAAAGACGUCUACUGAGAGAGGAUGCAAAACGUUGUGAGAAUGCAAAAAGUUUAUGAAAUCCUCUAAUUACCGACCAAUCAGUGUGCUUGAUUGACAUGCAUUGUUCAGAUGACUGUACGUGUGUGAAACAACAGAGGUUAAAAUAGGCUAACAGCACUUAGACGAGCUGAUUGAUGUGGAAGAAACUUCUGGAGAAGACUUGUGUCGCAACAUCUGCAGCAGAGUGAACUCUUCUCCUAGACGACUGAACUAUUUUGUGUCUCUGGCACAAACUUCACUCUCAUUUAUGUGUGCGCCUCAAGCAGGGACAGAUUUACUGAAGAAGCGUUUAUACUUAUAUUAAAAAAUGCUUGUACGCUGCCUAAACCCCCCACUAGUUCAAAGUCUGGAAUCAGUGUCUGAUAAGAUGCGGCUUCGUCUAUCUGCUGCUUGUAAUCAGUGCUAAGUGAACACUGAGGAGAGAGUGAGAGAGAGAGAGAGAGAGGGUAGGGGUGUAAAGUGUUGGCACCAGCCCCAGUACUUGCAUAACUCACUGAUAAUUAGGGUUUUACUCCUGCCAAGUCUUAACCACUGCUAUGACUGUGCUUGUUGGCAGGAUAUCUGAAAAGACUAGGGGGGGGAAUCGUAAUUGAAUAGAACAGAAAUACAUAGAAAUAGAACAAAAAGACACAAUAGUCUCAUGUAAAACAGCCAAAACUGGCAUAAUCAGCUUAUGGUGCUGAGGAUUAGUGUUUUCUUUCGGGGUGAAUAAAGAAACUGAACGAAUCAAAGAAUACAAAGUCACCAGCUGUUUUCGUUGUGAGUUUGUACCCGGCUUUGUGGAGACAAAGACACACAAUACUCAUCCUUUUUCCUCCCCAUGUUUUUAACACCACCCCUCUUUUUUCCUCCCUGUACUGCUUCAGUCCCACCUUUCCCUCACUCCCUCUCUUCCCUUGGUUCCACACUCUUGUUAGCACCGCUCACGCCUGCCUGCCUGCCUGAUUAACUAACAACCCAAAGGAUGUUACAUCGAAUGGUGUCGGCGCUCCCCGAGAGAGGCAUCGAUUAGCUGGCAAGCGAUAACCACACAGACGGACGGCUCAGAGAAAUGAGCUCGGGAGAAGGCGCUGGAAAAAUGAAUGACUGCUGGGAGAGGGCAGCAAACCAUUUUCGAAGAAGUAGCAUGCACACAUUCAAGAGAAAAUUAUGCGUUUAAGGCCUAAUGACUAGAUAAAUCAAACACUCUGCCACAGUUUUCAAGUUUAAAAAAGAGCAGAAACAAGUCGCAGAGAAGUGGUAAUGAGCUCAAGUUAAUAAAGAAGCUUCUUAAAUGAGUGUCUGCAGAGCCGAGUAAAAGAGAGGGGACAUCUGUUCCUGCUGGAGCGAGACAUAUUUCAAACAUAGUUGAAAAAAACACUCUGUUUGUGCGUCUGUAGUGAAAGUUGUGAAGACAGAGGGUCAGACAAGCCCUUUAUUUUAUAACGAGGAGCUCAGCACCAACAGGCAGACUCACAUGGACUGAAUUUCUGAGUGGUGAUAAAUAUUUGGAAUUAAUUUUCUGGGUUCAGCUCGUUCCUUUUUAUCUGCUUUUUUUCCCUCCUGAUUCUGAAAAUCACAUUUGCAAAGGCGGCUUGAAGAGUUGAUGGUAAUUAAAGCAAGGACGCAAAAUCUGUCAUCUCAUUUAUGACUCAAAUAUUAGAUUUUCCAACACAAGUUGUCAUAUCUUAUCAUCGAUUUGUAACAAAUACUUUAAAAUUAUGAGAAAAUGUUGCACGAGGCCUCAUGGUUGCAUGGAUAUUACAUGGCUUUAGUUAGCCAGCUUUAAGUUCCUCCUCACAAUAGGAAGAAAUAUUCCCGUAUUCGACAGUUUGUGAACAUUUUCAUAUCUGAAAAACCUCAAAACUGGGUCAAUCCUCUGGGAGGUAAGGGGUCAGUGCUUCUCAGGCUGCAGGUUACAGCUCUGGACUCUAAUCAGAUAUGUGGUUGUGGUAUGUAGACAGUCACACAGAGAGGCUUUAAGUUAAAAGGCCAAUUAUUGUCAAGGUCAAGACCUGACACACUGCUGCUGACAUGUUGAUCUUACAUCACAGCAAAGAUCCCACAGAGGCGUUUAUGUUAGUUAACAAAGAAGUUUUACUUUAAGGAGAGGACUAAAUUACAUACUUCUCUGUGUAGACAUAUUAGUUUUCUUUAGCGAGUGUAAAAUUUAGAACAAGGGAGGGAAUUACGAGCCUCUGAACAGAGUAUUAUAACUACCCACCAAAGUGGGAUUAUGAAUGUCCAAGGCAGAUCUCAAGCGCAGAGCCGGUUUGAUAAUUAGACACAAAAGAAGCAGAACAGCUUUCAGACACAUGGCGCCCUGACUUCCUUGCUUGUGGGUUUUCAUCCACAUUCAAGGUUGAGGAUAAAGUCAGACUCUAUAGCAGGGAUUUGGUCUUUUUGAUGUUAAAAUCUGCUCUUUUUGGGCUGUUUUCAGGUACAUUUCUGGACUUGAUCUUCAUCUUGAGGAAGCGAGCUCUGGUUCAUGAGUAAUGCAGACAUGAAAGCACAAGCUUGUUCUUUGUAGUCAAAUGUUGCGUUCAUGUUAUCAACGUUUGGUAUAUUUAUGUUUGUAGGCAUGUGAUUUCCGCUGACCUGUCUGGCUCACUUUAUCUGCUCCUCUUCUUUCCUCUCUGUAGAGCAGAACUAUAAUGAUCGUCUCUUAUUCUCAGUUCACAUAUGACAAUAUCACAUGUACCAUCCCAAACAGCAGAAUACACCUUUAUGCAGAUGAUACUGUGUAUUAUCUGGUGAACAAAUAUGAUAUCCUCAGUGUGCAGGACUUAUUUCUCAUCUCCUCAGUCUUCCAUUGGGUCCCAAAACUCUCCAUCCACGGUAUCAGAGCACUUCCCAUACACCUGUAUGUGCUCCAGCCCUCUUUUCACACCUGUGCUGUAGCAGCUUCAGCUUUGAGACUAACAUUUUUGCCACAGUGUCCACAGGCAGAAGUGAAAUGAUCUGGACUCCUCUCCACAGAUUUAUUUAAUACAGAUGGGUAAAAGGUCUUUAUAUAGGGAUGUCCCGAUACAAUAUUGAUAUUGGAUAUCAGUCGGAUUACAUCGGCCUGCAUCUGAAAUUUCUGAUAUCAGUACUCCGAUACAAGCAGUCCAUUCCAGACUCCGCUCCGGCACUUCUAUCGAGCAGCGCCUGGAUCCAGCAUGCUGAGAAGAAGAGAAGUAAGAGUGACGUUGGCCUUGUGGCUGUAUUUUUUGUUUGAGUCCGAAAAAGACAUUGCAGAUGAGUGAAAAACUUGUCAUGCACAAUUUUGUUCCAAUAUCAGAUCAAUAUCGGUAUCGGUCAAUAUUGAAGGUUACAAUAUCGUAUUGUAAGUCAAAAUGUUAUAUCGGGAGACCCCUAGUCUCAUAUCAUUGUAGUCAAUAAAAACCUUCAACACUUCUUGGUAUCCAAAGGUGGCAAGUCUGAUCAGCUGGCAUGCAGAAUCAAGUUUAAUACAGCGGUACUCUAACUCACCAAAGGUUGUAUGUAACUUGGACUAAAGAGAGGAGUCUGAUGUGCAGACAUGGACUCUCAGUUUGCUUUGUUUUAUUGGCUCUCCAGAUGGGUCGGAGUACUUGUAGAGCUCCGGAGAGUCCUCUUACCCUCUGUUUGUACGUGACCGAGAAGACAAUCGAGAACGAGGAUGUGUGGGUAAGAAAGAGAGCGUGCUUCUGGGAGUGUUUUUUUUUUUGCAGGACAGACCGAGGCGCAGGGACAGCAUAUGUGUGUGUGAGUGUGUGUGUUUGUAGGGGGGCGGCAGUCAUGUGUUAUGCAGCGAGUCAGACUGGUGCCAUCUGCCCUGUAUCACGGGUCUAUCUGGGACUGCCCUCUCGUCUUUGGGCUUCUUAAAAGCUACUUUCAUCCUUCACAUAUCCCCUCUGUUUUUUCUUACCUCUCCUCUUUGUUGUGCUUCACUUUUAAUGCAGCUGUAGUUCAGGCUGAGGCUACUCUGUGUUCAAAUUAGUAAUUCUCUAAGCAUCUGGAGAGAGGAUUGGGGUAUUUGUAACUCAUGUUUAAAUAUUCAUCGGUGCAAAAUAAAGCGUGGAGCAGUGAGCUCUCAUCAUACCGAAUAAAAGACAAAUCAGCCCAAAAAGGCGACCGCUCAAGGGUGUGACAGGAGGCGCUGAAACCGAAGAGAAAGAAAGAUUUAUCCGUCAGUGAGAAAUCAGAGUGAGAAGAAAGAAAGGCCAGGAGAGUUUUUUUAAAAAAUGGGAAGGGGACAAAGACAGAGAAUGAAGAAUCGAGGAAAAAGAGAGGAUGGAGAUGAAAGCUCUUCUUCAGACCAACUCCCAGCUUGGCCUCAUAUCUGCUGUUACCAUGGUGAUUCAACUGCCGAUAUGCUGUCCCCCGAGACUGAAAACACAGGGAGAGAGCCAAAGAGAGAGAGACAGCAACACAAGGACAGGCAGAAGGGUAAAAUAACAGCACAGGUGUGGCAGACAAGGACUGCUGCGCUGCAAUGACAGAACAGUAUCCUCUCUGCCGUUCAGGAAACAUUUCAGGCUUCUGUGGAAGUUUCCGAGACAAACUCUAAUUUUCUUUUGAGUUUUGUCGUCAAAUUUGUUGGUUUAAGACGUGGCUGUAGCACAAGAUUUGGGGUCCUGUUACUAAAUCCAACCUUUCAUAGUUGGACUAACAAACCUGGAUUACACCGCUGAGUUGACACUAUCAAAAGCAGCAUCUGUUGAAUCUAGUUUUUUAAUCGUGGUCUAUUGUUUCGGUGAUGCAAAUCUUUCAUUCAACUUUGGCAGAGCCUGUUUUGUCUUCAGUUCUCAUAGCAGCCUGAUAUUCGUCAGCCCAGAUGGGUCCACAAAGGGCCUCCAAUGGGUAUAAACCACUUGGGACCCAUCUGCUAUCCGUAUCAGCUGAUUAGAUUGUGAGUUUCUCAAUCAUGUAAACUUCCAGGUUGUUCCGGCGUCGGCUAAGGCCUGCUCUGAGCCCAUGUCACGUUGAACCCCGACCUAACUAGGUAAAGCCCAUGUAUAGAUUUGCCGUCUUGCACAGGUCAACAGUAUCUGGGUAGAACAUUGUGGAGCAUUAGGCUGCUUAACUCUGAUUGAAUUCCGGACUAAGAGCUUAGAGCAGAUUGACUGAUGCACAGAAAGUAGUCGUGUCCAGGAACACAUCUUUAAGAGGAUGCUAUUGGUCCUCUGUGUCUGUGUGAACAUCUGUGGAUGGGAAGUUAACACUCUGAAAAUCAGAUCAUAAAAAUUUGACUGGAUUUUGGCAUAAAACAAUGUGAUUAUGAUUAAUCUGGACUUUUUUCAAGAUAAUAGUCACAACCUUAUGCUUGAUUGGGGUUUUAUGGUCUUACAUUUUGUGGCAAAUGCUUAAAAGAUACAACUUCAAAACCAAAUGCGACAGUCCAAAACUUGGGGGAAAAGUUCUGCAUAAAACUGCACAAACGUGUUAAAGGUGGGGUAGAAGGAGGGGAGAGGAGGAGCUGAGGGGAAAACUGGUUGGGAGGGUAGCGUUCACAUUCAAGAUUUCUCCGAAAAACUGGCACUUCCUCAGAUCCUGACUACCCCACCUUUGAUGGACUGUAUGUUAUUAUCAGACUGUUACUGAUAACCACCUUCCUGCACUUACUGUGACUGUGCAGAUCCAGGACAGGUGUUGCAAAUACCAUCUUCUCGAGGACCAUGAUACUUGCACUGGAUGUGUAUUGCAUCUGUCCCCUCUUGUUCAAAUGUAAAUGAAUUAGUAGAAAAUUGCAAAAGCAAAUCAUUUUAAAAACAAAUUAAAAACUGAUUUUCUUGAUGCCAUGGAAGCCUGCUGAAAAUUAAAUCUCACUUCCACAGUUUUUAAGUGUUUCACAGCACCAACAGCAAAUAAACAUCAGGCUUAUUUUGCACAUUAACAAAUAGGUCUAAUUUCUUCUUUUUCGGAUUAGACUCAGUAUGGUAUUUCAGUUAAGCUGCAGAUUCAAACUACCAACUCAAAAUCACAGCAGAACUCAAAGCCAGCACUGUUUUUGCAUUUUAAAUGUGCAAAUUUUACACUUUCACUCUUUUAGAACUUGUAAUUUCAAGUAUUUGAUCACAAUGAACUUAAUCCAAGGUCCUAAUGCAUGUUCCUUUAAAGUAAAACCAUAUGAGUGUUUUUAAUUAUUCAUCAUUAACUUGUUUUUCUUUAAACAAUAUGCCGCAUGUGUAUAAAACAUGAGGCAUUGUAUGUGCAGUUAGGCAUAUUGCACCAUUAAAGAAACUGGUUAAUAUUCCUAAACAUAACCUCAUUACUAACUUUGUAUAUUAUUUGUUCAACUAUACCACUACACUGAACAAAAACAUAAAAACCUAUCAGUCAUUACUAACCUCUCUCUCUCUCUCUCUCUCUCUCUCUCUCUCUCUCUCUCUCUCUCUCUCUCUCUCUCUCUCUCUCUCUCUCUCUCUCUCUCUCUCUCUCUCUCUCUCUCUCUCUCUCUCUCUCUUUCUUUCUCUCUCUGUCUCUCUCUCUCUCCACAGCUGUAUCAUUCAUGAGACACAGCGCGUCAGCCUUCGGAUUUGCCGUGAGUCCAGCCUCCAUUUCCUACUUCCCCUCAUUUCCAUUGAUCAAUUAGUCAUAACUUUGGGGCUCUGUGAUUUAUUAAUGAGUCCUGGUACCAAAGUGUAAUUGGUCCUUUUGUCUCCAAGGUAACAGGGCAAAGAAGAGGGACUGGGCAUAGAGCUGAGGUUGAAUAUCCCGAAGCCUUGUCUGUUUGCUUAAAAUAUCUGCAGAUUUUUGCCCAAAAUACAGCUCUCCAUCACCUCUUACUACUUUCAGGAAAUGACUGAAAGUGUGAUUACUGGAAAUAAUAAGAUUUGAAGUGAAAAUUAAAGCAUCUAUCACCACAGUGAGGGAAACUUGAUUAGCAUAAUUUGAUUAAAAUGUUAUAAACCAUAAUCUGCAGUGUUAGCUAUCUCCUCAUAAGAGAUUGGAUUUUAAUUAGCAAGUGCUGUGCUGUCGGUGACAGUUUUAAUAAAGCAGCAAGGCGACAAUGAAUGGAUAUAACCUUACACAGGGGUCGGAUCCCAAGAGCUGAUUGUCUGUAGUUAGCAGCUAUGAUAUUGAGAGUAGGCGUUUUCUUUGAGAUUUACAGCUGUAGUUUAUAAGCUGAGAAUUAAAUGGCAUAGUCCUGAGCCUGACUUGUCACUUCAGGGGACAUAUGACUUUAUUUUAGCCCUGUGUGAGACAAGAAAACCGAAAAAUACAGCACAAAGUCAUUUAUAAUGCAGAUAGUGACAUUUAUCAGCCGCCACACCCCGAGGAAUUUUAUACCCAAAGACAGGCUCUGGUCACUUAAUGCACUUUUAUUCAGUUCAUGUAUCAUUCGCCCCAGAGCAAACAUAAAUCAGAUCUUUUAAAAAGUGGUUAAUGAGAACAAUAAUUAUUCAUUUUCUUCGUUAAGAGGUUUAUUCUAAUGUGCGAGGACUUUGAUUUAGCCUUGAUUUGAUUUAUUCGCAUAAAUCUGCAUUUUCUCUUUGUUUCUUUUUUACAACAACUGUUGUCCAACGUACGCCACCACGUUUGUGAUAUAUGGGGCGUGCAGCAGUUUUAUUCCAGCAGCAUAGUUAUACAUCAUGAAACAAAGGGUGCAUGUGCCAUACAUCAAGCAGAUACAGUCCUGUAAGUAUUUCAAGCUGCACGAAUAUAUUACUUUUUGUGCUGGUGUGAUACUAGUUUACCUCUUUGGAAAUGGGCCAGGCAAUCCCAGUCAGCUGAACCCCUUUAUUGAGAAACCAGACUGAGCAUUCCUACUUUGCUACCGCUCUCUUAACUGUUUUAAUUCAGUCCUUUCCCUUACACUCUACUGAAGGAGUAUAUUUCAAAAUAAAAGCAUAGUUUCCUAACUGCCUAGCAGGAAAGAUUCUCAGUUACCUGAAUGUGCAGGUGUUUAAACUGCAAGAUGCCCAAGAAUUGAAGUGCGAUAACACUUUACUUGACGCCUAUCUCUGUAACACAUUAUAAAUAUAUGUAUAAUUGGUUAUAAUCACGUUAUAGCACUGUAUAACUAUAGUUAUAAACACUCAUUAAUGAUCAUUAUGCUUUAUAGCAAUAAUCAUAAUACAUUUUAAAGCAGUUUAUCAUGACUUAAAAGGUCAGGUAUUAUAAUGUGUUGUGAUUAUUGUUAUAAAUCCUUUAGAUAACUUAUGAGUGUUUAUAAUGAUAGUUAUACAAGUUUAUAAGCAAAUUAUAACACAUCAUAAAUAUAUGUAUUAUCCAUGUGGGCAUUGUCAGUGAGUUGUUAAAAGUUAUAACACAUUAUAUCCCUGACCUUGUAAGUCAUGAUAAAAUGCUUUAUAAUGUGUUAUGAUUAUUGCUAUAAAGCAUUAUGAUCAUUUAUGAGUGUUUAUAACUAUAGUUAAACAGUGCUAUAACGUGAUUAUAACACAUGAUAAAGAUUGGCAUCAAGUAAAGUGUUACCGAAAGGGCUUCUUGUCUUCUAACUAACUUUAAAAUUGACCCUGUUAUUAGCCUAGCUACCAAUGACCAGGAUCCCACGUGGAUAAUACACCCACUAGUAUCAAGAACUUCAAAAAGUACAAACUGUCCCUUUAACACCCUCUCCGUUCUUGUUCUGUUUCUGUUCCCGCUGUAGUUCGAUGCCACGCUGGACGUCAUGUCAUCGUUCAUCGUCAUCUGGCGCUACAGCAAUGCAGCAGCUGUGCACUCUGCGCACAGAGAGUAUAUGUAAGUACUGAAAUCCUCCCGCUGAGUUUAAUUAGAUGUGUGAUUAAUGAUUAAUCAGUACAGCCUGAUGCAAUCUGGGUAACAUUUCCCCUUUUGCAACAAAGUGAGACAGCUUUGUAUCGAACCCCCUCCAGUUAUCUUUCCUCUUCUGUUGAUCACAUCUACAAAUUCUGCAUCUAUUUGUCACUUCAAGUAAUACAAAUUGAGGCGAAAUUCAACUCCUUAAUGUUGUUUUUCAAAGUGUUGGAUGGUGUUUAAAUAAAAAAUGUUAUUUGGGAUAGUUUCAUCAGGGGUUUUGCCUGGUCUGACUAAUGAAAAACUGCCACAGCGGGCGAUGAUUAAAGUUUUAUCGAUGCCUUUAAUGACAUAUAGAUCUAGAAGAGAAGACGUAGAGAGAGGGUGGUCAUUUCUCCGGGCAGAAAUGAGGAAAGAGGAAACUUAGUGCAAGGAAAGUGUCUCUCAAGUGUUUCUGGUAGAAUUGAAGAGUGAGAAGAUGAAAAAAAUUGCGUUAUUUGACAAAAUAAAAGAUACCUUGAGGGGUUUUGGUCCUCCAGAGGCCUCGGCAAAAGCUCCGAUGCCCCAGGGCUUGAAGUUUCCCAGUCUGUGAACUCUACUGGAAGGAUGCAGCCAGUCUUUAGAAAGAUAUUUCCUCAUUCUGUGUUGUGAUGAUGGUGGAGAGUUCUUGUUUAUGAUCCGUCAGACUGUUACUGCUCAGUGGAGAUCUGGGGACUGGAAUAGAUGGCCUGUGUAAAGAAAUUGUUGUUUUUGUGAGGUUGAGAUAUUGCAUCGCUGUUUCGACUUGCCCACCUUCCAUUUUUUCAGAUUAAGUGAUAAAAAAAAAAGAGCAGAGGAAACCGUCACAUUACGAGCUCUGAAGAUGUGACGCCCUGUUUGAUAAGACUCCCAGUUAAGUUUGACACACUCAGCUGGAAACAUCAGAUAAUUUGAUAUCUUCAUUUGAGGGAGUCAGACUGAUAGAACUGAAUAGAAUCACUUACAGGGCGCAUCGCUGCUAAUCACAAGCCUGUCAGUUUGAAGGAGGGCAGCAGAUCAACCUGGUUCACUGAGCUGCUGUCAGGUUGUACACAGCGCUGCUCUCCUCCUUACAACAGCACCUCUAUCAUCCAAUAAUAGACACACAAAUGCAUGCACACACUCACAAUCUCAGCCUACAGACAUGACUUUAAAGGCCCACAAAUUAUUCUUAUCACCUCACCUUGCACAGACAAAGUAAGAGUGAAACCCUUCUUUUUAUACCCACAUAUCUUUCUCUGUGGCAGACGGAGCCUGGAGAGUUUCACAAAUGCUAUUUGGAACCUGAGAAAUUUUACAGGUUUUUAUAUGAAUGUAUAUAAGGUGUUAGUUUUUUUAUGUCUGUGUCACACCAAACUUUUAUCGCAUGAGAUUCCAAGACUUUGCUUUUGUAAAACAUAAAGUUUCAGGCAGCUCUGACUCUGACUCUGUAGUGGGAAUCACUUAAAAAUCACCUCCAAAAGAAGAUGCUGCAUCCACAAAUGUAGGUUAAAGCUGUACCAUGCAAAGAGGAAAUCAUAUGUAAACAUAGUCAAGUGAUGCUGGUGACUUUUCUUAGCCAAGCCCAUUAAAAAAGACUGAAUCUAAAGAGAAAUCUGCCCUAUGGUCUGGCAUGAGAAGUAGGGCUGGGCGAUAAACCGAAAAUUUAAAGAUACCGAAAUUUACGACUAUAACCGACGCCAUUUUGCCUGUAUCAAUAUAUUCUGUGUCAAAAAAAUAGAUAAAAGUUGGUUUUGGAUGUGUGUAGGUAGGCUAUGGUCUCAUGUCCCUUUAAGACGCUGUCCUACGUCAGAGAUGUGACUCCACCCAAUCCAGUCUGUAACAAAGAGGGAAAGACAGGUGAGGAGAUGGAGGACGGUUCAAAAGUUGUAGCGGCUGAAGUAGACGAAGUUAAUGUGGAGGGGGUGAGCAGUUUGUGGAGUAGUUAUCGUCCAUUUAUCGUUAUCGAGAUGAACUGCUCAAUAUAUCGUGAUAUUGAUUUGAGGCCAUAUCGCCCAGCCCUAAUGAGAAGUUUACAAAUCUGGGGAGGAAUCAGUAAUGCUCAACUUUAUAUAUACAGAUUUUGGAACAACAUAUGCUGCCUUCAUGAGGGAAACCGUCCAUAUAUCAGCGUGACAAUCCCAGAACAGCGUGGCUCUGUGGUAAAAGAGUCCAGAUGGCCUACGUCCCUGAUUUGUGACCAUUAAAAACAUUUGGACUCUUAGAAUCAAAUGAGACCCAAAAAUGUUAUUAAUCUGGAAUCCUCCAUCAGGCAAGAGGGGAAACAUUUAACUUUAAAACUCCAGAAACUGGUCUUUUUACUUCCCAAAUGUUUGCAGAUUAUUAUUAAAGUGGAGGUGAAGCAACAACACGUCCCUGUCCUAACUUUUUUGAAACUUGUUGCUAGAAUAAAACUUAAAAUGAGCUCUUAUUUCUCAUUAAACAAUGUCAUUUUUACAACAUUUGAUAAGUUGUCUCUUUUGAAAUAGACAUUUUAAUUUGAGCCUUACGAACAGUUGUUGUCAUUCUAGUCUUUGCGUGAAUGUUUUUAAUUUUAUUUUCAUCUUGCGGCUGAAACUCGUAUCAGACUCUCAAACUUUGGGAUUGUAAAAUGCACCUUUGAGAGAUGCAUCACUCAGAAAUAAAUAAAAAAGCUGCUUUAAUUCUCGCUGUUUCAUUGGACCAACCACCAUCAGUAAAAGACAGACACCACUGCACCUGUCGGAUGCUGUGUCUCUGUACUGUGGUGAGAUAAAUGGGAUGCAGAUAUUGUUAUUCAGACCCGUACAGCAGAAAUGUCAGACAGAAUGAUUGAUCAACUCUCCAGAGGUGAUAAAUACUUGUAUAUUUUUUUAUUUCUGCCACAACAAAGCAGUGCACAUUAGUAUCCUAUCAUCAAAAUCGUGUGUUUUUUCAUAAAUAAAGUGGCACCUUGAGCAAUUUAUCAUCUUACAAAUCAGGCUUGAAGAAGUUCAUUUCUAGUCUCAGAACAGUUACUGCUGCAACAAUACCCAUGAUGCACUCCGCCAGGCACAGUUAUCAAAUCAUCAUGACCUAGCUCUUAUUUGUUUAAGAGAAAAGAUGCAAAUGCCUCCAUCACAGGGCUUUCACACCCAUCUUUGUGGCAGAUUAUGUUUCUUUUUAUUUAAAAGAAAGGGACUGAAGAUGUAAAAUAUCUCUAAAAUAGUGAAAAAAAAACCUCACCCAGUUUUCAGAAUUGCCAUAGGCUACUGCUUGGAACAUCUUGUCCCUGAAUACUUGUAACAUUGGUUUGAUUCUUCACUGCAGAAAAAAAAAGAGAUGCUUCGAGGAAGUAGAACGGUUGUUGUGGCAUCAGUUCUUUUAUUUGUCGAACUUUAUCAAAUCUAUUCACAGCUGGAUCUGCAAAGAAAUCACACUCAUUGCAGCUAACGUCUUGAUUUUCCACCCUGUGUUUGUUUGUUCGUUUGUGUGUCUGCAGAGCGUGUGUAGUUCUCGGGAUUGUGUUUGUUCUCUCCUCCCUGUGCAUCCUGGGAAAGGCCAUCCAUAAUCUGGUGACGGGAAUGCCUCCAGAAGUGGUAAGACCACACACACUGACACAAGUCGCCCCCUCAUUUUUGAAUAUACUGCUACCUGUUCCUCUGUAAUGUUGUUUGACUCUCACCUGACUGUGCAAAGAGGGAAAUAUAUCACAUUGAGCUUGUAGGGCGUUGGGUUUUAACUUCUGAUUUGCCUGAGUAUGGUUGAUAAAAGGUACCGUUUUGUCAAGUCAGUCAUCAGCUGAUGAGUCAUUGACCCAGAAAAGCUGAAUCUGUGAAAAUCUUUUCAACGUUACACGAGUCAGUAACCGGUACAGUACACCACCAGAGUUUCCUCUCGCUCUAAAGCGUUCUCUUCAAACGUCUGUCAUCACGCCAGCUGGCAAGCACAGAUUUAAUAUCUUUAUAUUUAAGUCCAGACUCAAAAUAAAAAACCAACUGAUGUCUCUCGAGAUUGUCCGCUCCACUCUUAUUGAUGUUCCCCUGUGUCUGUGAUCCAAAGUAGGAAGUGACCUGAAUUAAACACCUUUUUGAGAUCUUGCAGAAGUUUUCAGGACAAACUCUUUUUUUUUUCUCUUCUCUGUCCCUCUAGGGAAGUUUGUAUUGUACUAGCAGGGGCGUGUCUAGAGUCUAUUAACUGGGGUGGCCCAGCUCAGGCAUUUAAUCAUGUAGGGAUGGUAUGAAGUCCUGUAUGUGCAAACACCAAUUAUUUGAAGCAUUUAUUAUAAAUGCUUAAAAUGUAGGGAAAUAAAUAAUGUAUUUCUCUACAAAUUUAAUCAGACAUUAAGUUCCUUUAUAGCUGAAAAGUGAAGAUAAAAAGUAACCUCAGUAUAUUUUCUAAAUUUGAGUCUUUAAAGUUGUCUUUUUACUACUUACCUUGAGCUUGAGCAGUACUUUUAAGAAAAAAAAACACUUCUGCAUUUCCCCAAACAACAUGAGCUCCGUGUUUAAAGCUGGAAAAGAAGCAAAAAAGAACAGGUGCAACCAUGUGUGAGAGAGAAAUCUUCAACAAUCUGCAGACAUGUGCUGCACAGACACACACACUGGGAGUCAACAUUAUUAUCUCAUGUGCAAACAAUUGGAAUAAACACACACAUAUACAGUAUAACGCAUAUAGAAUACACAUGUACCUGCACACAUGCUUCAUUCAUGCUGGUGAGGACAGUUUCUUUUUAUAGUCCUCUGCUGGGGCUCUUUUGACGUCAGAGUUUUUGUCUCCCUGCACCUGACUUUGUUUCCUUUUUUCUCUCUCCGACACAGACAAGCGCGCACACUUUCUUCUUUUUGUCAACAUCACCCACCCACACACACACACACACACACACACACACACACACACACACACACAUACACACCAUCCCUCUCCCAGGAGGUGUUAGGAUUAUGAAUAAGGUCCCAAAAUAGUCUCAUCUUUCUGUUGCUGGGGCACGGCCCGGCUCCGUUCUGUCGUCACAGUGUUUGGUAGGUGUCCACCGUAUCCUUUCCAGUUCUGCGCUUUGAACCCUGCGAUUUGGUUUGUAAAUGAUUUAACCUCCGCCAUCUGUCCAUAUCAAUUACCAGAGAGAGAACAGCCAGAUUUUUACGCUUCAAAAACACCUAGUUCCUUGUUUUAGUUUCAAAGUAUUAAGUUCCUCUGAAACAAGAUUUUGUCGCAGAGUCGAGCGGUGCACUUACAUCCCCCAAAAUAUCUCUGCGUUUCACUGUUGACGUUUUCCGGCUCAGCUCAGUUUACUCUUGAGUUUUUGGAGCAGCAGUGAGCCGAGAGGAAAUUUGAGUGUUGGGCUUUUUAACAGCAUCAGGGAGUGUCUUAAAGGUACCCUGUGGAGUUUUCCUGUAAACAGACACAAAUGGGUUGUCUAUAUACCGGAGGCCUGACAAAUAUGAAGAACACAUUUCCGUCCCAGUUAUAAAUGAACCACAGAUUUCGUUUGAACAUUUCCAAACUCUCACUCAGCGUGUUUACAUCUGCAGGGAGUCUUUUUCUUCUCUAGUGUACUCCAUGGCAUAACUUUCUUACGCUGCCAAAUGCCGAUGAGUGAAAUAACGUGUGUACUAAAUUUCCUUUUGGGGAUUAAUAAAGUUCUUCUUAUUCUGAAAGAUCAUCACUAUAAAUGGUCCAUACAUGAUGUAGUCCAUCUGGAUUAAGACAAAUGUAUUAGCCAUGGUCCUUCUGUUUGAGAGAUGACGAUUAAAAGACAGUAUCAAAAGUUAGAUCUGUAUCCACACCAGCGGUGGACUGGACCAUCAGGAUCACCGGGUCGAUUCCCAGUGGCCUGCGUGACCUUGGAACUUGGAAGCAGGCCAGGCCAGCAGUAAAAGGGUUUAAUUAAUUCAUGUCGGUUGCCGUGGCAACACGUAGCUGGUGCAACCGGAAGUAGAGCUGUGAUGUAAUCGGCUGCAGAUGCGGGGCAACGCCUAGAAGUGUUUUUCAUGCCGUCACUCUAAGAUGUGAUUGUUUUGACUUUAAUAAGGUCGCCGACCGACACCGAGCGACUACGUUGCUAGUGGUGCGUGCUAAUCCAAGUUUUAUGCCUCCGAGAACUUUAACUUUUUCUGAGAGGCUUUCAGCAUUUUAUUAUAAUACAACAGCAAUGUGGUAGGCUACAGCCUUAGUUGAAAUAAGUAAACAAAUAGUUAAAGGCAUGACUAAUAUGGAGUUUUUAUAACCAUUUUGUUUUUACUUCACAUUAAAUGUGCAGUUAUGUAGCCAAUGUUGAAUUCUUCACAUUAGCAUAAUAUUCACUAAAUCUGGCUUCAAAUGUCCAAAACUUUUCACUGGUGCUGGCAUUUCUGCGUCAGUGUGUAUUGGCCUGGCCUGGAUUGAGUCAAACUCCCGGCCUAAAUUAUGGUCCCAGUCCGCCCUGAUCCACACUGUGACAAAAUCAAUGCAAGUUCAGGUAGUUUACUUUUUAAUAAUUGCCUUUUAUCUUUCAUCUCUUAUCUCUUUUACCUCUAUCUUAUUUCGGCUUUACUGUCUUUUUAGCUUUUGUUAUACUUGUACUCUUUUCUUAAUUAACCUUUAAGGCCCUUUUAUUGUUUUAUCUCUUGCUCAUUUCUGUUGCUCUAUUUUAUCAUUACUAUUAUUAUCAGUAUUACUUUGUUAUUUUAUCGUCAUUAUUGAUAUUGUCUUUUAUAUUUACUAUCCUGUUUUUUUACUUUCAAUCCCCCUUUUAAUUGCAUUUUCUUUUUCUUACCUAUUUUAUGUUUUUAUGUUGGUCCUCAUGGUCUCAUUUUAUGUUGCAUGGUUCUUGUAUCGUCUGGGUUCCUUAUGACAUGAAAAUGGUCUUCAAUUCCAUUUAAACUGAGCUUUUUUGGUUUUAUUUGUCUUUUUCCAUGUGCUUCAAGACUAUUUGUCAAAACACUUUGCAAACUUCUGUUUUUACAAGUACUAUAAAAAUACAGUUAUUAUCAUUAACACCACUGUGACGAUAUAAAACUCAACUUUUUGUGCUUUUUUGAUAUUUUUUUUUGUCCCAGUUGUAAAAGUUGAACAGAUUUUAAGUGAACACUAAGCUGGAAAAAGGUGUCCCUGAAAUUAUUAGAUAUUCAUGAUGAACACUCAGCAUCGUUCAAAUUAAUUGCCAUCAUUUUCGCAGCAGUGAUAUCUCAGCGAUUAACUCGAUCAUGAAUAAAACUUCAACAAAAUGAGAAACAAGAUGAGCCAAGGGUAGAGAGAAAAGACAAACAGACUCUUGGCAUUGUUGUGGAUGUAAACGAGAUUUCGGUAAAGGAAAUGAACACAGAGAGAGAGAGUGUAUCUUGAUCAUUUUUAAGUGCAUGCUGUUCGGUGUAAAAAUUGACUCACCAAAGCCCCUUUGACCAGGAAUCAAACGAGAUAAAGUCAAGCGACUGCAGCCAACACAGAAGCAAGUUGAAGGCACACCACAGACUGUUUGAUGCUCCAGUGCCAUUAUGUUAAUGGAAACUCUGGGUGUUAGGUCUCAGAGGAGCUGCCUGACACCAGCAAGAGCCCAUUACCACCGCCUGUCUCUUUGACAUUCAUCCUCUUCUCUUGGCUCUCUCUCUCUCUCUCUCCGUCUGGGCUCCAAGACUUGCUGUCUCACCUGGCUGUGCUUCUCUUUCAUUGUGAAUCAAAAGGACGGCUUUGUGCGACACAAACAAAGCUUUCUCUGUUUCAUGUUUUCUAAGAACAAGGCAGAGAUUUUGCGCAGUCAUGCUGUGGAUUAUUUUAGAUUACAUUUAAUCCAUCAGUUUGUAUGAGAGUGAUCUAAGAUGUCUGGCUUCAUCUGUUAUGGAAAAUACUGUCACAUUGCUGCCAGUUGAGGCCGAAUUUUGUAGAUUCAGGAAAGAAAAGGAUGGGUUCAUAUCAUCCAGUGACUCAUUUGUCUUUGUCUGUCGAUUUUCCUUCUCUUCCAGCCUCGUACAUGAUCGCUCUUUCCUUGCCUAUCAAUCCACAUCUCAUCCUUUUUAUUCCCCCCAUCUUUCAUCAUUACAACCACCUCUUUCUAUAACCUCUCCAUACGGGCUCACCUGUCCGCCAUGGUUACCCAGACUCACCGCUUUGUUGUUUUCAGAGCCUCGCAUUUGUCAUUCAUAGCAUCCCCUUCUCUCUGCAUCCACCAUUUGGCGUUUUUGGCAGAGACAAGCUCUUUCGCUCAGGUCUUCAUCAAACAGCAGUCAGAGGUGAUUCAUCAAACCAGCGGUGAUCUGUUUGUGUGCUGUCUCCUUGUUUGUUUGCAGUAUGGCAUUUGUGGCUGAAGGAGACGGAUGUUAAUGAAAACUGAACAUUUUAAAGGAAUGUAGAUUUCGAAUUCCACUUGAGUAUUUCGUUUUGUUUUUGAUUUUCUGUCCUGGUGUAAACUGAUCAGCAGCUGAUGGAGUGGAUACUGUACAGUGUUGCUACCUUGAGAGCAGGGCUGUAAAAUCACUUCCAGUGGACAGCAAGGCUGAGGAAAAUCAGGAAUCCUGAUUCCCAUCACGUCCCGGGUUGCUGCUUUCAUGGCAGGCUGUCAGUGUGGAGGGCCUGAUUAAACACAAAGACCUGGUAAAGGCUUUACCUGCCUCUGUGAGGACACAAACACCAACACGACAAAUACAUGCAGAAAGCAAAUGCAUGCAGUCCUCAGAUCUUUAUCUCAGGGUGUUUCCCUCAAUAAAUUAGCAUCAGAAUAAGCGAGUAUUUGCAAGGAAUCAAGGGGGAAUUCCUCCUUAAUCCUUGAUGGUUACCUUUGGGUAAUGCUAUCUUAACCAAACAUUAAAGGUGGGGUAGGCAGGAUUUGAGGAAGUGCCAGUUUUUGGGAGAAAUCUUGAAUGUAAACUCUACCCCUCCCAACCAGUUUUCCCCUCAGCUCCUCCUCUCCUCUCCCUCUCUGCUCCAGCAAGCCCCGCCCACAAACAGACGCUCCUGUUCCAAUUUAAUUCAGACAUAAUGCAGAUAAAUAGAUGAUUUAGAUGAUUACAAAUGGGGAUGCCAACAGACUACCAGCAAACACAAUGUUUGCAGGACUUCUACAACUAGGAUAAAGUGACAUAGUCCAGGACCCGAGGUUUAGCGGCACAACAACACGCAGCAGGUCCGGUUUGACAAGAAACACUUCUGUUACACUUGGCUUACUUUGUUAAAGAGGUUUACCUGUCCAGCAGAAAGGUGACAGGGUUCAUAAGAUCCUGAAGCGUCCCCCAUCGUUUAUGCUACCUUCAUUGAUGUUGACCCGGCUUCUCAGUUCUUGUCCGGUCUACCUCAAUUUUUAGCGCCCAUUAUUUCGCCAGUCUCCGGUAUUACUACACAGACAUAACAAAACACAGCAAUAUUGUUACAUUACCAAAUGUCAUCAAUAACUAAUAACUAUUGACUGAUAUUAAAAUAUUUUUUGUAUAUACACCACAAAAAAGAUGCCCGCCUACCCCACCUUUAAGUCAACCCAUCAGAGGCGUGUCUUUAGCCUCCUAGCAAAUGGUUACACUGUACCUACCUGUCAGUCAAGUCAGCUAUACCUCUGGUUCACCGAUCUUGUAUCCUGAAUAACCCUGUACUGUGGUCAUUGGUGUAGCCCCAGGAUAAUCAGGCUAACUCAGGCUAUGUCAGUAAACUUUUAGUGAGACCACAGAAGAAACCCUCAGUAAGAACCGAGGGUAUAAUCCUGAGCGAGGGUGAAAGAAAAAAGGUUGAGUCUGUAAAAUAAAGAGUUGGAUUUUUCCUCAUUCCGUCCGUCCCAACUGUCUCUUCCCUCUCUGUUCCCCUGUUGGGCCAAUUAAACUUGAAAAAGAGACACUCUGGGGUCAGGUUCUGUUUUUUGCUGAGCCUGUUUGAGACAGAACACCAGACCUUCUCUCCACUCAGAAGCGUCAUCUGUUCGACCUUGGGUUGAUGCACCAAGUCAAGCAUGUAUAUGUAUUUUUAAUGGCUGAGCUGACAAAAGCUUAGUGGGUCAUUCUGUCUGCCUGCUAAUGCUUUUAGCGUCUGCACAGAAGAUACUGCACCAUGUGUAGCUUACUUGACUUAUUUGUUUGUACACUUUAUCCAUUUCCUUUCACACACAUGAGGAAAUACACAUCAUGCACCUCAAAAGAUGAGCUUUCAUCUCCUUUCCUCGCUGUUUUUUUUUCUUGCAGGAUGACUUCUUGUACAGUGUGUCCAUAGUGAGUGGGUUCACAUGCUCGCUGCUGGCUGUUGCGAAAUUCUGGCUGGGGAGAGUGCUGACGAGCCGUGCACUUAUCACUGACGGUAGGGUGCACACACACACACACACGCUCUCAAACACACACACCGUCAGGCCAAAUUAAAUAAGAUGAAUGAAUAAAAUCAUAAUAACUGAUUUUCAUGACAAUAUUUGAAAAUGGCAAAAAGAUGGACAUGAAAAAAGAAAUCUUGACUCUGUAAAUGUUGUUCAAUGGGGCGGUAAAUUAGCUUGACUUUAGCUACCGAUUAGCUGCUUCUCUGGCCAAUUAAUAACAGUAGGGGAGACUGGGGCUUGUUGUCACAUGGCUAAGUCGUCACAUUGCAGUUAUUUUUGCCACCAGAGGGCGCAAAUAAAAAGUGGAAUACUAGUUUUCUUCCUUUACAUGGUCAGGGGUCGUGUUUUGUCUGAGAAGAGAAGAGCACAUUGUGAAUAAUAAACAUUUUCUGUUCCUGACUUUAAAGUUCACUUUAAUGUAAAAAUCAAAACAGUAAUUUUGUUCUUGUUUUAUGAGGUGCAAAAUCUGUAGCAUCUUAAUAAUAAAUAAUAAAUUCUAUUUAUAACGCGCUUUUACAGGCACUCAAAGACGCCUUACAAAGAAAAAGAAGAAAAUAAAAUGAAAAAAAACACAAUUUUCAAAUACAGAAAAUUAUGAGAAAUAAAAUCAAUGGUGUAAAAGGAUAAAAAAAAAAAAGACAAUAACAGAUUCACAGGUUAAAAAGCCAAUUUAAAAAGAUGUGUUUUUAGGAGUGAUUUAAAAGUGUGGGGGUCAGUACAGUCUUGUUUGGGUUUGGGGAGUGAAUUCCAGAGGGUGGGGGCGGCAACGGAGAAGGCUAUGACCCCCCAAGUUCGGUGCUUGGUCCGACUGAUACAAGAUAUAAAAGUGACAUGAAUGCAAAAUAUAUACCUGAGACUUUGGUCUUUCUUGUGAUAAACAUUUUGUUGAUAUAUGAUGUUUUAAUUCCAAGUAAUAUAUAAGAGUGUAAAAUGUGUGACAACAAGCCCCGGUCUCCCCUAUUAGUGUUUUCCUGCAAGUCACAACUUUUUCUUGCAGAGCUGACAAACUUCCUGCUGUUGCUUUUCUUUAAACGGAGAAAAUAUGGCAUUUCAAAUUUCAUUAAAACCAUAUGUAUUCAUGUCAUAUUACAGAACACAUGGCAGCAUUUAUCGAGAGUCUUUUUCUAAAGGACUUCACAUUUUUAGUUGCCCAACAUUCAGCCAGUAACACUCACAGUCACAGUCUUUCCCCCUGAGCCACAGUUGCCUCAGUCAACAAUUACUAAACUAAUAAAAUUCAAAUUAGGAUCUCCAAAGCAAACACAAACUUCUGAAUAUUUAUAGAGCUGACUCACUUGAAUCAUUCGUAAUGAUGAAGAAAUUAUUGUGCAAACUGUGCAGCAAUUACACAGUGCGAACAAAUGAAGUAUCAUUAGCAAAGUGUAAUUAGGGUUAAAAGUAAAAUAAUAUACUUUUAGAGUAAGUAUUAUAUCUGUUGUUGAGCAAAAAAGCCCAGAGGAAUGAACAUAUCACUGUAAUACGGGACUGUUAUUGCUAAUACAUUCACUUGUAAGGGGCUUUUUAAUGGUUCAGCUGACUGGAGUGGGCUACUUCUACUUUUUAAGUGCUGCUGGGUGGUUAAAUUUACUCUAUAACAAUACAUCACAUUAUAUUAUGCGCAUUAAUCUGCAAAAUUACUAGAAGCUAUAAAUGUCAAACUAAUGUGCAGCAGUUAAACGUAGAACAUUUCUUUUUGAAAUGAAGUGAAAGAAUAGAAAAGGCUGAAAUACCCCAACCCUGAGUGAAGCGUACGAGUCAUGACAACCAGAAAGAAGCCGAAUGAUAAAGCCUUAAAUUGCAUAUGUUAGUUUUGUGAGGGAGUAAGUAUCAUUGAGAAAAAUAGUAGACAUUUGCACAUGUGCACAAAUCUCAGCACAAACACACACUGCACUGCACUGCACUACUCACACUGUUAUCCCUUGGUCUCAGAACACGCAGGGCAUCAAUCCAAUAAACCUGAGGUUGCUGUUCUUGGAGCCUGGAUUUAUUUCCCACAAGACUUUACACUUUCUGCAGGCGGGAAAAUAACCCUGUAUACUGUCUUUCACACAAGGUGAAAUGUAAUUAUAAAAUAACAUCAGCGGCUUUACAGUAUAGCUCAAAUACAAAGGGUGUAGUCCAGAAUUAGUUUAGCAAAAGUCAUUCAUGCUUUAGAGUUCAGAAGGAUCAGUAUAAAUGUUUUUGAUCUACCGCCAAAUGUUGGAAAAGGUUUGUUUGAAUGGACAACGAAGUUUGGGUCAUUUGUUUUUCUUACCUUUUCUGUAAAUACAAAUUUUUACAAACAAUUGCCUCUCAAAUUAAUUAGUAAACUAGAAUGAGGAAGAAACCGCCUGGUUCCUAGCAUCUAUGUCCUUUUGGAUAACAUCUACACUGAUUGAUUUUCAGGUCAUUUUUAAGGAGAAUAAUUCAUCCUGAGUUACUUUUUAAAUAAUCGGUUCAACCUUUCAUAAUCACCAAUGAAAUUUCUUUCCUCUUGUGUUUUUUUUAGGUUUUAACUCUCUGGUCGGUGCUGUUAUGGGAUUUUCCAUUCUGAUCAGUGCCGAAGUUUUCAAGCAUGAUACUGAUGUCUGGUUUCUGGACGGCACCAUUGGAGUUCUCAUUGGGCUCACCAUUUUGGCGUAUGGUGUCAAGUAAGAGAUCACGCCUUCGAGUCAUUUUUAAAAAUUCACAGAGCCUGAUCCAUAUAAUGUUGCACCAGGAUCAAAUUCACGGAUGCAGUUUUUUUACAUUUCCAUACUUAACAGUGAGACCCUGUUUCUUUCCCCGCAGACUCCUGAGAGAUAUGGUGCCCCGUGUGAGGCAGACGAGGAACUACGAACGUUUUGAGUGAGGGAUUCAAAGCGAGUCACACACAUCCACACACCUGGCUGCCUCCUUCUUUCUGCCCUUCUUCUCUCUUUCUUUUAUGCACACUUCGAUUUCACUUGCACAUGAAGACCAUACAGACCCUCAACGCUAAGGUUCUUCUAUUUAUACAUGUGCUGUAUAUAAUGUACAUAGUACAUGCCUACAUUCUGACAGAAACAAACACAAACAUCUCAGAGACUGUAUGAGAAAUGAAUAUGUUGGAAAGCACAGACUUUUAUUGUUUAUGAAACCACUACUUUAAAAGUUUAACCAGAAUCAAGAUAUAUUUUAAACAUUGAGACUAAUGUUGAUCAACAGGCACCAGGACACCCAGUAGUUGAUACUCUGAAAGUAAUGUUUGUCAAUGAGAUAAAGCAUCAAUGAAUGUACAUUUUACUCUAAUUAGACCACUCCAAAAAGAUUACGUUUUAAUAUAAACUUUGUCAGAAAUGCAAGUUAGAUUGGCAGUUCAAGAAUCCAUUUGAAUUUAGUUAUCUUCAGGGAUCAAAUCUGAAUUAUAAACAUGGUCUCUACAUCUAGACCCGUCAACUUUCCUUUUUAAGAGUUGAAACGAGUACAGGUGUCCCUUUUUAGACGACCUUUCUCACCAGCGUCCUCCCUCCAAAGCAGCCACUUUUCAUCCUAAUUUAGCGACAGAGAAAACACAAAAGCAGUACCGAGUCAGCAAACUCUUUUUUUCCUCCAAAUGAUAAAGAGCAUCAGCAAACACAGUGAGGUCAGCCUCAAAAUAGAAACUCCCUAAUAAAAAAAAAAAACAGCAAUAUAAAGCACAGGAGGCAUCGAGGACAGACAUUUGAUAUACAGGGGCUAUAAAACUCAGUGCACAGUUUAUAUGACAUUACAUAGGCCACACAUACACGUAAUGUAUUCAAGCACAAAUGAGCAAACUUAUUACUGAGAGUUCAGUGCAGAGCAGUUUUUAUUUCACACAUUUUUUUUUAAACUACUGCUGAUUUGAGGGUUUGUCUACUGUAUCUGAUUUGUUUUAUUCCCAUUUGUUGUUCACACCUUUUGAUAUGUUUAAAAUCAUGCACAGUAUAGUCUGUUAUUUUCUGAUUUCAAUUCAGAAUCUUAGUUUUAUACUUGAAACUUUGUUUGGCGUGGUAAAAUUUAGGAAGCUAUAUCCAACAACUACAGAAUAACACAAAAUGUAGAGUUGUUUACAGACAAGAUGGCCAUAAAAACAUCAGUAUUUAUAUUUUAUUUUGGUUGUUACACCUUUUCAGGUUUAGGAAAUAAAUAGAUGUGAAAAACUAAAGUCUGCAGGAUAGAUGUCAUUAUAAUCUGCUGUGAUUUACCAUCAUCAAAAUUGUCAUAGUUUGAAUGAGGUAUUUAUUAUUUCUAUUAAAAUUGAAAUCUAUUUAUAUUUUCCUCACAAAUCUAAAAUAAACAAGCACAAUAACAAAGAAACUGCAGAUAGUAGGAAGAUCAUUUCCAUUGUAAACCAUUUGAAGAGAUGUUUUCCUCUGUGUCUGCUUACCUGUUGCUCUGCAUGUUUCCCAUCGUUACUAUUCACCAUUAUGUGCAAUGAACAGAAUGUAAAUACGAACCACAGCCUGUAAAUAUGUUUAAUACGAUGUUUGGGUAGAAACAAAAUAUCACCAAUAGUCAUUUAUGGCCGACAUUAUGGGCUUUUCGGAGUAGACCGCUUAUCGUUUGAGUAUGGAUGACCAAUGUUGCAUAUAGUGAAAUAUGUUCAAUGUAUAGUGAUUAUACUGUACAUGUUGUUUUGCAUAUUGCUGUAGAUUAUUGGUGAAAUGAAAUGACAAGUCUUACUGUACAUUUUUGCACUGUAAGUGAAAACCUCAAACUGGAUGUAGGUGUGAUCUGAAGGCACUGUCCAAGGCUGUUCGAUCAACGGUUAAAACACUUUAUAGCUAAAUACAGCUGAUCAUUACCUGUAUCGUCGCUGAAACAAUUGGGGAAAAAAUGCAUUAAGUACAAUACCUGGGAGCACAAAUCUCUUAUUUCUAGUUAACUUUGGUGUCCUAUACAAGUCAAAUCAAAUCAAACAAAUGAAAUUAAAGGGAUAGGUAAAGAGGACUGCGAAAAAAGUCCUUUUUAAAGUCUGGUUAAGAAAAAUAUAUCUGAUAUCUUCGGUAAAUUUAUCACCCUGGAUGGCCAGCUUGUGCUUGGAUAAGCUUGUAGUGGUACCAUAAUGACAAAUAAGCUUUACAGCUGCAGACAGGGUUUGGAGUUUCAACCUAAUCCCAUCUUCAAGAUCAGGAUCAGUUCAAGUAAACACUGAUCAGCCAUAAACUCAUGACCACAGUGAACCUUAAGUCCUCAAGGUUGGUGUGUUAGAAGUGGGGUAAAACUGAGCAAGGGUUCCCAGUCCUGUUAAGGUUGAGAUUUGGGUUAGGUUUUCACAGAAAGCACCAAUAAUGGGCAAGUGAGCAGGACCAAAGGGUAAUGUUAAUUAUUAUUUAAGUCAGCCAGUGUCUGCCAUAUUCGUAGUAUUACUGAAUACAAGCAGACGUCUUAAGUGUAGGUUUUUGGAAUGAAAAGCAAUAAUAUUUAGAUUUACAAAGUCUGCAAAUGAAAUCAAAAGUAGUCACAACUUUUAAAGGGUAUGCAACAGGACCUUGACUGAGGUUUUGAACACUGUAGAGACACUGUAGAAACUGAGACCCAGCAUUUCUUGCAUAAACUGCACAUAAGAAUCUCUGAGCUGUUGUUUACCCUUUAAUGCCUGAGACCACAAAUUAUGGCCAGAAAAUGUAAAAUUUUUCAGAGCUGAAAUGUUUAUUUCACUUACUACUGAAAAACAAAAAAAAAGAUCAAAAUGUCCUGAAAAUUUAACACAUUUAUUUAUUUAUCUUGUUUGACACAUUAGAUGUUCUUGGAAACUGAUAAACCACAAGAGGACCUUUUUAUCAUUUAUCAGACUGUAUUCAGGUGUUUUUUAGCUAUUUGUUGAUCAUAUUGAUUUGAUAGAAGUAUCAUAAAAGUAUGUAUCAAACAUCAAAUCAAAUCAAAUUUUAUUUAUAUAGUGCCAAUUCACAACAGUCGUCAUCCCAAGACGCUUUCCACGCUCACUGUUUGAUGAAUUAUCAAGACCCAACUUAAGAUGGGAUUUGGCCCAUCUCAUCUAACUUGAGUAGAGAGCGAGAGAGAGAGAGAGAGAGAGAGAGAGAGAGAGAGAGAGAGAGCUCAUGUAAUGGUGAAACAAAAUGAAUUCAGUUUACAGUGUUAGGAUAUGAGUAAUUAUGGACAAUGUUAAAUUAAUUUAAUGUUAUUACACUCAGAAGGCCUAAUAGUAGUAAUAAAGGGCUACAUGUGCUCAUUUUGCAACAGCCAGGAGGUGUUUUUUUUACAGACAUUUGAUUGUGAGACUUCACAGAAUGCCCAUACCAAUAUGGCGUCAAUGUAAAAUCCAGUAGCUCAAUGCGGCGUCUAUAUAUAGACAUGCUGAUGGACUACAAAAUCUUAGGUAGGUGGUCAAAGUGUUAUGACUGAUCAGUGUUUUGCUGCAAAUUGAAUAUAUUACCUCUUGACUUGUUGUCAGUGUUGUUUCAGUUUAUAUUCCUGGUAACGUCCUUAUUCCCAAGCUUAUCCCUGACUCUGUCAUGUCAGGUUAUUUGGUCCUAUUAUCAGUCGAUGCAGAAUGAGCUCGCCAACCAUCACCAAAUUCAUCACUGUCCUAGGAGAGGUGAACAAUACACCAUUCCUGACCUGCAUGUGGAUUCAGAGAGCCCGUAAGCCCCCUUGUGGUUGAAUGUAGCAUGACUGCAGUUUUAAUUAGUAUUCAGUGCACUGGAUCCACAGGGAGAGUCUAAAUAUAGCGCGGGCUAACAGACACACUAACAAAGCCUUGGAUGGUGAUUCUGAAAGGGCCCUACAUCCUCUUGUACACUGUAAUUAUUAACUCUAGGUGACAUUCUGGACAAGUGAUUAAAUCAUUGGUGUUAUCUCUGCAGUAGUUCUUGUGUAAAGAAUAAGGAUUAGCUGUAAAUUGAAGGCGUGAAUCAGCUCACACCACUUCAGCUCACCAACAGCACACUGAUAUGUAAUGUCCCCUUUCCCCCCCUUUCUCUAAUGCAUAGAAGACAAUCUUUACAAUGACUUUUACUAGUAAAGCACACUGUUUACAUACUGCUACAACCACACGAGGCACAGACCGAACAAUGAUUAUUUUUAUUUUGGUAAUGAUAUGCUUUAAUUGCUAUAUCGCUAAUGUGGUUGCCUGUAUUGUGUUCAGACAAACUGAGGACAAGUUAGAUCUUGGAAGCAAAAUCAUUUCUACCUCUUUUGAGUGCAACUUGUUUUGUUUUCAUGCCACUUUUUCUGCACCUCCAGAGCAUCUGUGAUUGUUGCCCCGGCUCGAACUAUAUUAUUCAUGUAAAUCACUUUGAGUUUAUUCCUAUUCAUUGAGAUUUUUCAUCAUUUUUCUUAUACAGCAAGUCUUCUUACACUUUCACUACAUCCCACUAAAAAAAGGAGAAAAAUAACCUCUUUAAGGUCUGUGAAUAAUUUACCUCUGAUCAUGUUUAACUUUUUGCACAACUCAUUUCUUCUUUCAUCCUACAGGAGGUCUAUCAUAUUUAUUGCAAUAUAAAUGUAUCACAUAAUGUAUAUGGUUUCAUGGCAGUAGCUUAGAAACAUGCUUAAUUCUGCAGCUUGAUGAACUGUGCCAAAACACUGAAAAGCAUCAGUCCUCUCUUAUGACGUGUGUGUGUACCAUGCGAUUGUAUUUGUGCCGAGGAAUUGACUAUUCUCGCCCCAGCAGAGGCACCAAUCCAUUAUUAUUUUUCACAGACUCAUAAAAGCAAUAUCAAUCCUCUUCUCUGUUGCUUAAGGUUUUGCAUGUACUUGAAAAAAACCCUACAGCUGCAUUUUCAGCCUGACACACUCGAACACACAGAAACACAAACAUGCAAACACAGACAAAACAAACACACAUGGAAACGCGCGACUGAUUUCCAACAAAUCUGGCUGUGUUUGAAAGAGUGUUUAUUUGUCUGUUUGUACAGUAAUGACAUCAGUGGUAUUACAGAUGAUGUAAACAUCAUUUAUUUAUGUAAAAGAACUAUCUCUCUUUGUCAAAGAGCAAAGUUUUAUUGAUUAAUAAAGUUUUAUCCUGCUUAUUCAUCAACAAUGUCCACACAUGGUUUUGUUUUUUCAACAUUAUGGCAAAAUUGAGUUUGCCAGAUAACUUCAUUUUCCACUCUGACCCGUUUUGUAGCGGUUGUUAUGAAGGAGGCGAGCUUGAUGUCCAAUCCUGCAACACUUUUGGCUUCACUUCUGCAGAGCUGCAGAGCUUCUGCAGGCAUGUACUUCAUGAAUGAACACUGAGUGUAAAGUCUCAUAAAUAAACAGAGAACGGCUCAAUUCAGGAGGAGGAAACAUACAACAUCAUUUUAAAACGUUACAUAAUUAAAAAGUCAUAUAAAACACAACAAUACAAAAAUGUAUUAUUUUCAAUAAAAGUGUUAUUUGCACAUAAAUCCCAGCCGAGGUCAGGUUAGUUUCGCUCGUACAAUAAAAGCAGUGCAGUUUCUGCUAGAGUAUUUGUCUAUACAUGACAUCUAUUUGUCUAUAUUUUGGCUACGUUCACACUGCGGGUCAUGAUGCCCAAUUCGGAUUUUUUGUUAAUUCUGAUCUUUUUGUGCGGUCGUCCACAUCACAACAACGAAUGCGGCAUCUAAUGUGAACAGAAUGCGUGAACAGAAAGCACAAAUUGCUUUCCGUGCCCGUUUGUGUCGUCGAACAAUGGUGACGUUUGUCAUAUGUUGAUGACGUGUAGGUCGGAUGAACGCGACCUGAGCGUCCACACUACAGUCACAUCGGAUACAUAUCCGAUUUAUAUCCACAUACAAAAGAGGCCUGAGUCGGAUUUGAAAAAAAAAUCAGAUUUGCACUGUUCACACUUACAUGAAAAAAUCAGGUAUGUGUCACAUAUGGUUAAAAAAUCAGAACUGACCUGCCGUGUGAACAUAGACUUUGUCUGUACAGGCGUCUUUGAGCACCUGUAAAAGCACGUUAUAAAUAAAAUGUAUUAUCAUUAUUAUUAUUAUUAUCAUUAUUAUAAUUGUAUAGAAUAGUAAAGACCAACACAGUGAUCGGAUUCAGUUACACACCUGUGCAUUGCCAAAUAGCCCACCUGCAUCGUUGCUACUAUGGACAGACAAUGUAUGUUUAUGUUCCUUUUACCAGCAUUCAUAACCUACAGAUAUCAAAUUAGAUUAAGGCACCUUUAAGUUGAUUUCUUACCUUAAGGCUAUAUAGAGUCCCA
Xyrichtys novacula (pearly razorfish) is the source of this 78241-nucleotide messenger RNA. Lineage: Eukaryota; Metazoa; Chordata; Actinopteri; Labriformes; Labridae. The record is from the annotation of a GenBank genome assembly.